CAUCCGGAGAACAAGAUGGCGGCCGAGAUGAGUUGAUUUGCAACCUUAAUGUUUGUUUCCGAAAAAUAAUGGUUUUUUUAUCAUUCUAAGAAACGGAAAGACACCGGCGAUCGCCGCCAAGAGUAACUCUACUCAAUCGCCAUGUAUGAGAACACAAAAACACAAAAUAUGUUUCUUACACGGGCCCUAGAGAAGAUACUGAACGACAAGGAAACGAAGAAGUCAUAUCACCAGCAACUGAAGAAGGCUUGCGAAGUAGCUCUAGGUGAGACACGGGAAAUGAGAAAACAGUCUAUUUCAAAUAUUUUACACAGCUGCCAGUUAUUAUCUCUAGAUCUCAGCUUGGAUUGAUUGUCAGAGUCAAUUGUACCCUGGUUGUUUGCUUAAAUUCAGCUUGUACUCUGUAGCUUGAUUUUCAAAGCUAAGAAAUUCACUCUUCAAAACAGGUGUGAGUGCAGAUGGCACAUUAUGGCCGACAAUUGCCUAUUUUGAGUGUUUUCUUAUGUUAUCGGCGAUCAAAGUUGGUGUCCUUUCUUGCGCUUUUCAGAGGCGAUUCAUAAUAAAGUUGUAUUGAUCAAGAACUUGGUUAAGAUCAGGAUGGCAUUUGAUUAUUUGAAAUUCUAAUCUGGUCACGCUUUGCUUCGCUUCGAUCCAGGCAACGCAACAGUUCUUUUAGCAAAGUAGCUCGCCGAGUUUUUGCCUCUUGACAGUAACAAAGAGUAACUUCCUGCAAAAUGAUUAAUUGAUCAUGAUCAUGAACUAGUUCUAAAAUCCUAUUUGAAAGUAUCUGUCAGUGAUCAAUAUUGUAAUAACUUUCUGUUACUGAACUGGUGUUAAUGCUGUCAUGACAUUUUAUAUAAUAUCACUGCACAAUGUGUUAGAAAGUUUUACACAAAGACAUCUGCAAAUUUGUAGCUUUGAAUGUAUCAAGCCAAAAGUAACAGUAUUAUUUUGAUAACUAUUUUAAUCAUAAAGAAUCAAGGACAAUAUUUUUGGGGGUGAAGGUUGUGAAUAUCAUGUUUACUAUGAAUUUUUUUAGUUGUGAAUUUUUCUUUGAAAAACAGCUUUAAGCAAAUCUUAAGACAUUUGAGAUUUUCUCAUGUUGCUAUUCUUAGAACGUUUUGUUUACAUAUGCAUUACAAAUCCACUGUUGAUCUGAAAACAAUAAGUUGGCAGGAUAUUGAAUCAGAAACAGGAACAUAUUACAUUUUACCACCACAUUUUAAUGCAACAUCACACUGAGCAAACUUGGUUUUAUCGAUAUCUACGUAUAAUAACAUUAUUGUGACUGCAUAGUUUUGCUACAUUUCAGCUAAAGAAAUAUCUUUUUGCACCCACAGUAGGCAUGCGUUGCUUUUUGUAAUAUUUGUAAUUAUUAUCUUGGAUUUGUCUGUAUCGUAAAAGAAUAAUGGGUACUGUUGUAGUGAUAAUGGUUUUUGUAAAUAUAUCAAAUUAGCAACAUACAUGUUAUACUGUAAGUCUGUCGUUCAUAGAGACAACAUACUAGCCGUAUCAACACAUUUUUGAGCUGUAAUUUUAUUGACUUUUGAUAUUGUUGAGGAAACACAGCACUAUUGAGGUGGCUCAAGUCUUUCGUUGGUUUUAAAAUUGUCAAACCUGAUCAGUUAGUCAAUUUUGAUUAAAAUUAUGGUUUAAAAGUAGGUUGAGUUUGAUCGUCUGGGUGAACAUUUUCCUGAAUAGGAUUGUUGUUGUUGACAGUGGCUGACGUUUCGACAACCUGUGCGGUAGUCAUCUUCAGAGUCAAAGUGAGUUGUAUCAUGUCAGUUGAUGGUAUUAUACUCUGGUUAUUGACCUGAUUAGUCAAUUAUGUCACGAUGCUAUUGAUUGUCUGUCAGUUAAGCCAUGAUGUCAUGGGCUAUGAAGACUCAUAAUGUAAUUGGUGCAUUUCGAUCCGUCUGAAGAUGACUACUGCAAAGGUUUGUCGAAAUGUCAGUCACUGUCAACAACAACAGUCCUAUUCAGGACUACACUCACCCGGAUGAUCAAACUCAACCUACUUUUGAAAUGACUAUUGGGUUCAAACCUUUCACAGUAUUAUGGUUUAAGUGAACUUGUUUGAAAACUUUUCAAAUCUAACAAUAUUGAUCCACAGCAUUAAAACACGUAGUAUCUGGACAUGUGCAUUUUUAUGUUUUGUUUUUUUUUUUCAGAAGAAAUUCACAAAUCUCAAAAAGCUGUAAUUGCAGAUGGCAGGUAUAGUUUUAUAUAUUACCAUUUGAUUUAUAAAAUUUACCCCUGCAUGUUGGAGCAAACAUUUUGUUUAGGUGCAUUUUAUAAGUUCAUUGAGCUUUUAUGUAUGUACAACUGUACCAAGUAUACUUUUGAUGCAUUUAAUAGUUCACUGCAAAUCUUGAUCUCUUAGGCCUACUUGAAAGAACACUACAUGUAUGUUUUAAUUGGCAAGAUAUUCUUUUGUAUUUUACAGGAUGUGUUAAGAUGUCACAUCAUCCAGUUUUUAGUGUUUUUUUGUAUUUGGUGUGGUGGUUCAUAAAAUCUGUAUUCCCCCCAUAGAGGGUUUGAUACCUACCCCCCUACCCCAACCCCUCCCCCACCACAAACACCCACUCACCCCACUAGCAAUAUAAUUUUCCCUUCAUAAACAAUUUUUUCAUUUCAAAAUUUUGGCCUUGAUGACCCUCAUCUGUAUUUGAAUUUCCAAUGUCCCUCCAUGGGUAGAAUAGUGAUAUUUUUUGACAGCAGAAAGUAUCAAAAUAGUUAUUUUUUUAAGCUUCUUUCAUAAACAACUUGGAUCCAUCUUGAACAAGGGACUGCUGAGGUUUGGGGAUCUUUUCUCCACAAUAAGGAGUACGAUUUUAUAAGCAGAAAGUGUAACUUUCUUGCGUGUUUAUACAUGUAAGGUGUUGUUGUCUUUGUUUUAUUGUGUAGUGAUGAGAGUCCAUCAUCAGCCCUUCCUCCUCCCAAGGGAAAGCAGCCAUUUAUUGAAGCAGAUAGAUAUUUUUUACCCUUUGAACUUGCUUGCCAGUCAAAAUGUCCUCGAAUAGUUGUGACAGCACUGGACUGCCUGCAGGUACUGUUAAAUUGUGUUUAUGACAAAUAUCACAAAAUGAAUUAAGAGUAGUACUGUUUUUCAUUGGAAUUAUUUACUUUUUACUCAAAGGGACUAAAAUUCAAGAAAAGCAUUUUUUUUUCCAAAGUCAUGAAAAAAAAAACAAACCCAAAUAGAAAAAGUCAUGUAAAAUUGUAUUUCUUGGCAAAGCCAGUAAAAAGUAAGGUUUGCUUUCAGUUGAAUAAACUACUUUAAUACUGUAAAACCCCACAUUUAAGAACCUGGAUUUUUCCAAGUUAGCCUAAACAGGUUCUUAUAUAAAUGCUAGUUAGCAGAAGUUAAGCCUUUUUCGGUUCUUAAAUAGGUUCUUAUUUUCUGAAGAAAAGAAAAAUACAAUAUAGCUAAGAGUAUUCAGUGGUUCAGCUUAUUCCCCAUAUAAAACCUACAUAUCAUUACAUUACAGUUAGCGUGAUAAGGCACUCAUGUCUCCAAAGAGGAUUCUGAAUGUUGACUUACCGGUAUCUUAUUUGCUUAAGUGUACAUAAUUUUUCCAUAGAUUUUAGAAAAAAAAAUAGGAACCUGUUUCAAAUUUUAGGCUCAACAGAUUCUUGUAUAGAGGGGGUUUAACUGGCAAAUUUUAGCCUAACAGGUUCUUAGUUGCGCGGGGUUUACUUUUACAGAAUUGCUGUACUCUAAAUGCUAUUAAAAAUGUCUAGAUUCCAUUAGAAAUGUAAAGAUAUUCACAAACAAGAAAAGAAUAACCAUGGCGCACAAAAGAAGCUGAAAAAACAUUUGAAUUCGAAGUUCAGCAACCAAAAAAUUAUUUAAAGGAAAAUUUAGGGAUUUUUUUUUCUGGAAGUGAGUGGCUACCCUAUGGAAGCAUCACAAUGAGAAAUUCAGCAGAUAAGAGUGUCUUGAAUCUUUACUGAUGCUGUAAUGUUACAUACUCUAUUAAAAACCAUUUUACUUUACCAUGACGGUUAUUUUCAUUUGAAUUUUUUUCUUAGAAACUUAUAGCUUAUGGACACUUAGCUGGUGACAUCCCAGAUAGCACUGAACCCUCAAAAAAGCUUCUAGACCGGAUAGUGGAGACUAUUUGUAGCUGUUUUGUUGGAGUACAGACUGAUGAGGGAGUACAGCUUCAGAUCAUUAAGGUUCUCUAAGUUAAUGCUUAUCCCUAAAAAAUUUAUUGGCAACAACAACAACAACAACAACAACAACAACAACAACAUCUUUAUUUCUUACAUUAAAUAUACAAAUAUCACACCACCUGCAAAUAGCAAGGCUAAUCGAGGCAGGUGAUGUGUAGACGGCUUAAGAUUUAUUACGAAUAGUUGAAGUGAAAAAGUACCAUAUUUAUAAUAAAAAAGGUCAGUCACGAGAGAAAUUGAGAUAAGAAAAUCGAGGCAGCUAUUUAGAUAAGCGGGGGCUAAUAUUUUUUAAAAUCGGAGAUUAUCGUGUUUAGGUCAGCAUAUCUAUCCUGAACUUCAAAUAUUUUCAACAGAAUUGGCUCUCGAAAUUAGUGAAUGAAAAUUGAAAAUAAAAAAACAGGAAUUUUUCUCCUUACCGCUGUUCAACAGAUGCUACCUACAUUAACUUUACAGUGGCCCAAACUGGUAUGGAACAUUAAAACAAGAAUUUGUUGUCCAUCUUGAAUUUGAGCCUUCGGGAUCAGCAGCCGCUUCCAAAAUUAAAAUUGUGUCCUUGAUCAAAAGACCUUGUUUUGCAUUUAGUGGACAAAACAAUUUAUGCGGCUGUUUUCACGAGAGAAAAAAGGAUGUUUUGUAGCAUUAUGGCUCCUGGAGAUUGUUGUACAACCCACAUUUUGUUGGUUUACUUCUACCAAUGAACAGGACAACAUCACUGAUUGAUGGAUGCUUGUGUUGUAUCCUUCUGCCGCGGUCGUCAGCAGAGUCGCCAGUUCAUGCUUUAUUUGCGAACUGUUUUUAAAAUCCAUAAAAUAGGCAUUUUCAUGGUAUAGCCUCUUGUCUGUUCCCUGUGGGAAUUCCAGAUCUAACCAGCCCCCCUGCCUCCCAUGCCUUCGGAAUUCCAAUCAUACAGUAAGUAUCCCCCCCAUGCCUUGAUUUCCAGUUCAUUGGACCCCCCCACCCUCGAACCCUUUGCCCUUGGAAUUCCAAAAAGGUGGCUGUGUUAUGGUAUGGAUAUUUUCUGGAAUCGCCCAUUAUCCAUAAUAUCUCCUACUAUCCAUUAUGCUUUGGAGGAGUUAAAAUGGACAAACUUACCAUGUAACACUUCAAAUUUCAUUGAAAAAUGUUUUGCUGUAGUGUUAUAAGUGAAGAGAGAGUGUUAAACAACACAUUUGCAUGAAACGCACCAAGUUUUUGGCAGAUAAAAGUACCCAGUGCAGAUCAAUCUGUCUUGUUAUUGAGUUAUAAGUCCUUCAAAAUGGUAGACCUUUGUCUGUGUAUGUUCUUCAUUGAAUUUCUUGUCAUCUGUUUCUUGUGUUCAGGCUUUACUGACUGCUGUUACUUCAAACUCAUGUGAAGUUCAUGAAGGAACUCUCUUACAGGCAGUGCGGACAUGUUACAAUAUUUACUUAGCCAGUCGUAAUCUGAUCAACCAAACAACAGCUAAAGCUACCCUUAGCCAGAUGAUAAGUGUGAUUUUUCAAAGGAUGGAAGCUCAAGCUGUAAGUAUGUCUGCUGACCACAGUGGAAUGAAGUUUUAAAUCCCAUGAAAUGUCCCAAUUUUCAUCUAUCAUCCUUGAAUUAUGAAUUAUGAUUUCCAUGAAAAAGCAGGCAGACUAAAGGUGUUUACAAUUUGUCAGAACUGACUGGUCAGAUCAGUCCAGUUGUAAAGAGAAUCUCACUAUUGAUCAGGACUGUCCAGCCAUAAUUAUCACUUUCUCAUUAAUAUUUUGAGUGAAUAAUAGAACAAUAUUGUUGAAUUCGGCUUUCGUAUCAUCUGAAGAAUUAUGGAGAUCUUGGAGGGUGUUAUCUGCCUCGGCUGAUACAACACCGUCCUCGAUGACCAUAAUUCUUCAGAUGAUAUGAAAGCUGAAUUCAAUAAUUAUUGUUAAAUAUCGUUACUCACAUCUGGUCUUAACACUUUGAAUCAAAGAAACUUAUGGUACUUACCUGAUCUAUAGGCUGUGGAAGAAGAAUUGACGGAGUCAAGGCAAGAUCAAGAGAGUGUGCAAACAAGUUCAACCCCCACCCCCUCUGAAACAACGGAGUCGCAGUCUGUGUCCUCCCCUGACAGGGACACCGGUUCAUCAACUCCCUCCACCCUCUCUGAUCCAAUUGAUGCAGGGUCAUCAGAGCAGAACCAUGAAACAAAAGAUGCAAGCAAUACAGACAGCAGUACUGCAGCAGAAAGUAAAAGGACUGACAAUGAUGUAGAUGAAGGGGUGGACUUGCAAGGUAAAUUUGUGAAAAUCCACCAAAGAAAUUCUGGAACGCGUUGUUAUCCUUAAAGUCACCAAUCAGAGGGCAAAAAAGUCAGUUUGACAGCUUCCCUUUGGGAAAGUUGAAGCUAGUAUAUAUUAGCGUGGAAGUCAUUUUAACUAGACAGUUUAAACAUUUUUGACAAGCGUGAUAAUAAAAAUUAAUAAUUAUUAUUGAUUAAUCAAUUUCACCAUUAGUUAAUCUAUUUCAUGUAAUAUAUCAAACAUGAGAUGCAGUGUUUCAUCACCAGAUGAAACACCGAGAAGAGAGUUGAAAAUACGACGCGCAGCGGAGUAUUUUUGACGAACUUCGAGGUGUUUCAUCUGGUGAUGAAACACUGUGUCGAAUGUUUGAUAUUUCUUCUCAAACAAAAUCAUUUUUGAAGGAGAAAUUAAGGAUGCAAAAAUGAGCAGUUUUUCAUCAGAUAUCCAAACACUCAUUAAACAUUAAUUUCCUUUGAAUUUUCUUUAUGAAUUAUUAAUGAGUUUGAGAAGCUUUAUUAAUUCAUUAUUAUCAGCUAUACUAGUUUUUGCAGAUUUCACUUCUUCUGAUCAGCUUGAAAAUGGCUUUUGGUUCACAUAAAUUUGUAAGGACUUUGUCUUACAGUACUUCUGUAAUUUGAAAUUGCACCCCCCCCCCCCCCCCCCAAAAAAAAAAAAAAAAAAAAAAUAACCUCACUGGCCUUUUGGUUAAGGUAACAAAAUAAUUUACUAGCCUGAUUCCAAAAUCCACUGGCCUCAGGCUAUCAGACACGACUUUCCGUACAAGCUGUUAAUGCAUGUAGUGUUAUUUGCAUCUCGGUAAAGUGGUGUCAUGGAAAAAUAUGGGAACUCAGUAUUACAUGCUUUACAUUUUUUUUGUUCAGUUAUCAAUUUGAAGUGUGCUUGAUGGGGGUGCACAAAGUAUGAUUUGUGUUACAAAGGGCAAACCUAAAUGUGUAAUCUGAACUGAACAAAUAUAUGUGUUGAUUGGUUUGGUAUGGAUGUAACUGGUUACCAAAUAGGUUCACGUUUUGAUUAUUUGACAAACUAACAUAUCAAAAUGCAACCUUCUUUUGAAUUGUGAUUCUUAUUAAUUUGAAGAGCCCAUUGUGGAAUUAGGUAAUGGAGACAAGUUACAAAGAGUGCAAUUCUCUUAGAAUGCUUGACGUGCAUUCAGUAACAAACCAAUGCUGUCUUUUCUCUGACAGCUGAUGACCAGCUUGAGGAUGGUACUAAAGAGACACUAGUUGAAGAAACUCAUCAAACCGAUAGUCCUGAGGGGGGUGAUGAUAGUAUGGCAGAGUCUACUGAGCAAGGUGGGGUGGAAAAAGAAACAGUGUGUGAAGUUGAUGGUGGUACUUCUGAGGAGAGUUCGCAGAACAUAACAGCAGUAGAGGAUGACAGCAGUGAGGUUUCCACUGAAAAUAAACCUGUUGAUGGUGAUAAGAUCAAAGAUUCAGAAAACCCGUCAGGUACAUGUACUAUUCUAUUUCAAUUUAGCUCGUAGAACCCAGUUUCGAUUAUGUUGUGGAUAGUCAGAUCCAAAGAAAAAAAAGAAUUUUAUUAGGGGCAAAAAGUUGCAGUGCAUUGCUGAAUUGCCUAAUUCAAUCUGUUUUUCAGAAAAAAAUUAGUGAUAAUUAUACAUGUACAGUUAUAACUCUUACUUUAUGUUUUUCAUUGUGAUAUGAUCAUAUAAAACUGUGGAAAAGUCAGGAGUUGGCAGUUCUGUGAGGCUUGUAAAAUAUUUGCAACAAAACUUAUUUAAUAAUUUAUUAUUUUUGUUGGCAGAAAUGGUGCUUAAAGUAGUUACAUUUAAUGGAAAAGGUACAAAUGUACAGAUGUAGCAUAAAUUUUGAAUUUCCACUGCAUCUCUAACUGUUUCCCUCUGUUUCUCUUUUUAACCAGAUCAGAGCAUCAUCUCAAAUGGUGAAGUUCCUGAAACAUCUCCAGAAACCCCCACUGUUAAUGGCCUUCCGUCACCAACACCAACAGAGAUGGCAAUCCCUAUGUCUGAUGAGCAUGAUGACACUCAGAGUGAAUCUGGUACUGAUGCAGAGGGAAGCUCAUCUUCAACAUCUGUCAACAGCCAAGCAUCAGGGGCUGCCAAGUUCUCUCAUGUCACUCAGAAAGAUGCAUUUCUUGUGUUCAGGUCCCUGUGUAAGCUUUCAAUGAAGCCCCUCUCUGAUGCACCCCUAGAUCCUAAGUAAGUUCAGUGAUCAUACAGUAGAGAGACAUAUCACAGCUGUAGCAUUUUUAUUUAUUUAGUUUACUCUGAAAAUAAUGAUUCCAGAAAUGAAGUUUCUCCAUAUACUGGAUGUCACAAAAGUCAGAAGUUUUUAGAGUAUUGAAUUAUGAUUCUCUCAAAGAAAUGUCAGGCAUAAGCUACAGCUGUAAGAGCGUGAAAGUCAACUACCCUCAUACAUAGACUUGCUACAAGUCAACCACUCUCAUAAGUUCUUGAAAUCGAGCGAAGCGAGCUUCAAUGAGGUCGUGCAGCAAGGACUUGUUUCACCUGAAUGGAUUUGUAUCGUAUUAUAAAUUCACAUGGGAAAAAUGAUUGACAUGUGCUGUGUCGAGAAUUAUGUCAAAUAUCACUCACUCUCCUAUUGGUGAAUUGUCUUGACAAACAGGAAAAGUCCUUUAAAAUGGUAUAACCAACCAGGAAAAAGAUAAAGGACUUUUAGAAAGUCUAUCACAUACAGUCUGUACACUCCUACCCAGAACAAGUAGAUUUUCUUGCUGGGCAAGUAACUUUUAAAGCUCACUUACCCAAUGGGCAAGGGUCUGGGCAAGUCAUCCUCUAACAAAAUUAUUUACUAAGAUGAGCAAGAAGUAGCCUUGGGCAAGCAAAAUAAGAGAGCUGCUUGCCCAAAGGACAAACUGGAAUUCACGUUUUUUCAAACCCUGCUAUCCCACCCUGCUCUGGCCAACAGGUCAUCUUCAGGCUAUUCUCCUAUCUGAUAUCUGAGGAUGUGCCCAGUGGGGAAAACUAAUUCUCCAAUUUUGCAGGCUACUUCCAUAAAUAAGGAACACUGUUUGUUUUUAAAAAUUCUUUCCUCUGAUUGCAAAGUAAGAAAUGUGAUGUUGUAGCCUGUAGUGAUUUUACUGUUAUUAUAAUGAAUUGUAUGUAACUGUUCCUGUUGCAGGUCUCAUGAGUUGCGAUCCAAGAUUCUGUCCUUGGAACUGUUGCUGUCCUGUCUUCAGAAUGCAGGACCAGUGUUUUGUACACAUGAGAUGUUUGUAACAGCCAUUAAACAAUACCUUUGUGUAGCAUUGUCCAAGAAUGGUGUUUCCUCUGUUCCUGCUGUUUUUGAACUGUCAUUGGCAAUCUUUCUAACACUGCUGUCGUCGUUCAAAACACAUCUCAAAAUGCAGAUAGAGGUUCGUGCCCAGGCAUUCCUGUUUGUUUUUCUUUAGUUUUAUCACUGUUUCAGUUUGUCAGUCAGUUCUAGGAGUCAGAAGUUAAUUCUUUAUGGAAAAUUAUGCAAGUCAGCAAAUUAUAAUUAAUAUAUCACUCCAUCAGUCAGUCAGCUCUCCUCAGCCAUGGUGUAUUUUAUGUGUUUCUUUCCGUUUUGCAGGUGUUUUUCAAGGAGAUCUUUCUUAACAUCCUAGAGACAUCAACCAGUUCAUUUCAGCACAAGUGGAUGGUUAUGCAGGCACUAACAAGAAUAUGCUCAGGUGUGCACAUACAGUGUAAUUUGGUGAUGUGUCAUAAAUUUUGUGCAAUACUUGAUUUCUAAAGAUGUAGCCAUUAGCAUAGCCUGUGCCCCAGAUGAAACUAAACUCUGGUUAAGUCCAUCGCGAAACAGUGCUGGAAUCCUCGUUCUGGGCCACAGCUGUGUACCAGAAGUUGACCACACACCAUGAUUGGCCUGUUAAACAUGCCAUUGUCGUGUUGCCAAUCGAGAUGAAAGGAAAUUCGAAACAUACUUUCUUAGGUUGUUGAGUCCGUUUGGGGCCAAGGACAAGGAUAUCGGCGCCGCCUGGCAAAUGUUACUGACCAAGGUUAAAUUAGCAUAAGUACUGGGAAAGAAAGUGUCUGAGUUCCCAACAGGGGAAGUGAAGACUUUUCUUGCCUUUCUCCAGUUCUCCUCUCAGCUUGUUUUCAAGUCAUACUGAGCCUCUAAUGGCCUUUCUGAAAAGUGGCUGUUCAAUGUCUAAUGGAACACUUCUGGCAUGUUUCAAUCAAGGACAAAAAAGUUCAGGCACUUUUUCAAAUUGAAAUAUCACAGAUUUUGCUCCCCAUUCCCCUGUUCUGCCCACUUAAUUUCUUCAUUGGUGCUUUUACCUCUACAAGGAUCUCACAAGAAUAAGAUAUAUCAGGGGAUGAGGAGACUGGAGAGUGCAAAAUCUCAAAAUGCCUGCAAGAUGCCAAGAUGUCCAUGCUUGUAGCCUAAAAUCAUGUGCUUCCUGCAUACUUCUAAAAUCAAUAUUUCAACUAGUACACAUCAUAAAGAUUGGAAGCGUGUGUGGCCGAGUGGUUAACACCUUGAACUCUGGACCUGGAGGGCCGGGGUUCAAGCCUCGCCCGUCACCCUUUUACCUUAGACAAGGAACUUUACUCCACUUUGUCUCUCUUCACCCAGGUGUAUAAAUGGGUACUGGUGACAUACUGCUGGGGGGUAACCCUGCGAUGGACUAGCAUCCUGUCCAGGGGGGAGUAGCAAUACUCCCUAGCUUGUUUCAUGCUACGGAAACCGGGUUAAGCUCUGGCCAUUUGGGCCUUUGGCCUGUGUGUGCCUUUACCUGUUACCUUACAUAAUUAAGAGAUUAGAGUACCUAUAACAUGCAGAUGAGUGACAUGAUCCUCUUUUCACUUUAGAUGCCCAAUGUGUGGUGGACAUCUACCUCAACUAUGACUGUGAUCUGUCCCUGUCAAACAUCUUUGAGCGUUUAACUAGCGACUUGGCGAAGAUAGCUCAAGGGAGGCAAGCCAUAGUCCUCUCUGCCACUCCAGUAAGUUGAUCAAGGUGGUUUUUGUAGCUUUCCAUACUGUCUCAAUUAAAAAAGAAAGGGGUUUAAGCCUUCUUCUUGACAUAGGUAUAUCCUCUUCUUACAUCUUAUGUUAAUGUCACAAAUGAAUGCGUGUGACACCUAUUUACAUCCUCCUCUUUCAAACCUGGUGUUUAUGUGGAGCCGCACCUUUAAUAGAGAAAAUAGAGUAAAUAAAAUAAUAAAUAAGGGUCUUGGAGUCUUUGCAGGCGCUCAUUCACCAUAACUCAUUGUGUGUUGUUUUUAUUUUAGGUGCAAGAGAAAAGUAUGCGGCUCAAAGGUCUUGAAUGUUUGGUUUCAAUACUAAAAUGUAUGGUGGAGUGGAGCAGAGAACUUUAUCUCAACCCUAGUUCCCAUGUGGCUAACAACUCAGGUAUGUUUGUUAAUCUUCUCUUUUCUUUGAUGGACUUACAUGUAACUGGCUUCAGCCUGUAGGGUACAUUUACUUAUAGUCAUUCUCCACCAACAUAUAAAAACGUGGCUGUGUGUCAUAUAAUCUUUUAUGGUAUUCAACAACCAAAUAAAAUCCAGUUAAAGAGGUUGUGUUGGACUAAGUCGUAAUAACUUACUUGUUCCAUAUUAUAAUUUUACCAGCUUUUCUGGACACAGGCCUGUCCAGAGGGAGUGGGCACGAAUGGGACUCAUAGGUCCCAUGCAAGGUGCCAUCCCUACCCAAUCCCACAACCCGUGGAGGUUGGCCACACCGCCGGGGUCUAAGUCCCCUGCUCUUUUCGAACAGUGGUGUGGGUUCUUUUACGUCCCACAUGAACAAAUCAGUGAAAGUGCUGUGAGACGGGACCUACGGUUUUUCGUUCUUAUCCGAGAAGACUAGAAAGUCUAACCAUUUGCAGACUUCAUUACAAAGGCAGCACUUUCUUCUCAGUUAUAUAAAGACCCUGAGUGUUGGUCUGGCCCGGGUUUGAACUUGUGAUUUCCUGCUCGGUAGACCGGCGCUCUCCCAACUGAGCUAACCAGUCGGCAUUUCAUAGCAAAUUAUGAAAUAUUAUCUCAAAGAUUUAAUUUGUAGUCUCAAUGGUUAAACUCGUCUCUACAGUACAGUGGGGAUUGUAAACAUUGUGGGUGCAUUCAUUAACGCAAAUGGUAGUACAUUGCAUACAACCUUUGCUGUGCCCUUUUGUGUAGUCUUGCACGAUUUUGUGUUUUUUUUUUUGCUUUAAGUAAGCUCUGCUCUCUGUGAAAUUAAUCCUUUGCAAUAUUAUGGUCACGUUUCAUGUUAUACUUUUUUACUUACUUGGCAUAGAUACACCUGGUUUGAGGAGAAAAUCAAGUCUUACUGAAGCAGAUGCAGAAGAAAUAGGAGAGAAGACAAGUUUACCUGGAGAUCGACUCAGCCUUGGAUCAGAUCUCAAAUCAUUUGGUGGCAGCCAAGGAUCACUAAAUUCGUCAGCUUCAACUGUUGCACCUGAUAAUCCUAAACAAUUUGAAUCGCUAAAAGAGAUGAAAGGACUCAUGGAACAAGGAAUUGAAAAGUAAUAUGCUAACUACGGCUCGUUAUGACAAGCUUACCUAUGCAAUUGCUGUAUUCAGAAAUUUAGACUUCAAAGCGUAGGGUACUUACUCCCAGAUACUGUAGUUCGCUACACCUUUGAUGGAACUCCAUGAAACUGAUAAUGAUAUCUUUUGUGUUUGUUUGAAACUGGUUUCCUUGCUUUCCUUCUCUGUUUUCUUUUCUCUUUUUUCUUUGUCUGAUACAGACUCGUUUUUAACAAUUUUGAAGCAUCAAAAUUACUCCCCAUCUCCAUUUGACACAGUGUCGAUGUGUGAAAAGAUACUUACUGGUAACUAUCGUUUUGUGUGUAGAUUUAACAAAAAUCCAAAGAAAGGAGUUAAAUACCUUCAAGAAAAUAGCCUCUUAGGCCCUGAACCUGAAGAUGUCGCAGAACUUCUGCAUACAGAUGAAAGGCUUGACAAGGUAUUUUGAUUGGUUCUAGUUGUUUGUGUGAUUCAUUUUGAAGGGUCUCACUGCUAUAAUUGAAUUUUGAACUUAUGUUUUUAUUUCAGACACAAAUUGGAGAACUGAUCGGAGACAACGAUCUGUAAGCGUUUUCUUCGUUUUACUAUGAUGUUGUGGUUGUCGUUCAAAAAGAAUAAUUUCAUCUCUUUCAUAGAGUUAUUUUAAUGGAAUGCUUUCUAAUUCUUUCUUUCGGUCUUUGUAGUAUACACCCAUGGUCUUAUUACCUGUAUUUCAGGAAAUAUUUCAAAGAUAAUGUUUUUAGAAAAAAUUAAGAAUCCUUUUUAAUUUUAGAGUGUAAAGCAGGUGCAGAUGAUCACAACUUCUUUCCUGACGAUUGCGUCUUUGUUUUGGGUUUAGUUUCAGCAGAGAAGUGAUGUAUAGCUACAUUGACAAGUUCAACUUCACAGACAUGGACUUUGUGACAGCCUUACGGCUGUUUCUCAACAACUUCCGGCUCCCUGGAGAAGCUCAGAAAAUUGAUCGUCUCAUGGAGAAGUUUGCUAGUAGAUAUCUAGAAACUAAUCCAAGGUAAUGUGAUACAUAACUAAAUAACAUUGACACCUAUGCUUGUUAUAGUUUAACGUUAAGAACAGGGCACGGUUCCAUUUGUUCCAUUUUUGUAUUUUACCUUCCUAUGUAUUGUUUAGAGGAACAUUUUGUGUUAUCAUUACUGUAUCUCGGAGUAAAGGCUCGACAGUAUUUUGUAAGCUCGAGUUUCAUGUUCUUAGACAAGAAAACAUUACUUCAAAUUUGGCUUAAUCCUGGGUUAAAAUUAGCCAUCUUUCGAGAACCGGGCCCUAGGAAAUAGAAGACUUCUCUUUGGAACACUAGUUAAUCUGAUUGGUUACAACCUUGAACUUCUCUGACAAUGGAAAAGUGUAUACUUGAAUUUAUUGUAUGGCCGGAUCCGCAAGUGCGCGCAAGAUGAAGCGAUUCCCGCAUUCUGAUUGGCUACCCCGAGCAGGCAAGAUAGGCUCAUCUUACCCGCUCGGGAUUUCCUGCAUUGGUCCCGCAAGAAAAAUUUUUUUAUUGACCAAGCUUGUUCGGUCAAGAUGGCUGAAAAUUUUAGCUUGACCUCACGCUUCGUCCAUAACGCGUGCGUACAAAUUGCUCCUUUCCAGUUGUCCAGUUGUCCGAACGACAAUUAUCACUAACCUAGUGAUAACUUUCACUCUAGUUUCCUGUUUAUUUAAUCCAAAGGUAUUUUCCUCAUUCUGUCAAUUUUAAUUAGAUAUUUCAGAGCAUCCAAAAAGAAAAUUGUGGGCAAAAAUAAUUUAAAGAAAUUGCUUCAUAAUUUAUAUUCAGUUUUUGUGCAAACCUAGAGUAACCCAGGGUAACGCAGCCCUGAUCUUUUAGUAAUGUGUAAAACACAAACAGCAGUGAUUUAUCACGGGUUAGAAAUUCUCCCGACUGAUCGCCAUUCAUUUCCUUAAAGAAUUAGUUGAGAGAAUUUAAUAAAAGAUUGAAGCAUUUUCCCUUUAGUGAUCAUUGAUAAAAUCUCUUAACGUUUUCUUUUGAUGAUGUACUGAUACUGUUAGAAGAAAACUGUAGUCGGUCAUUCUUGGGACCUGGGGCCUGUUUCUCGAAAGUCCGGAUAAUUAACGGGCCCGGUAAGCUGUUGCCGUUUACAUUAAAGAUCGAGGGUUCAAUAGUUUUGCAUCUAACAUGAUAAAACCAUCAGUUAAUGACACAAAAUGGAGUAGUUUGCUAACCAGGAUCCGCGUUCUUACUCUUUAUAUUUAGAUUUGAAUGGUUGAUUUCGGACCCGAAAAGUUAUCGGGACUUUCGAGAAUCGGGCCCCUGAAGAGUUAGGCAGACAAAUGUGGUUUGUAAGUGUGUCAUAAUAUGCUAAUGUGAUAUUUAUUUUACUUCACUGUUUCAGUAAUGAAGUGUUUGCAAGUGCUGAUGCAGCCUACGUCUUAGCAUACUCCAUUAUCUUGUUGACAACUGAUCUACAUAAUAACCAGGUAACUACUGUUACUUAGUGUUGAAAAAAUGUGAGGUAUUGGAUACCAUCCAAUGGCAAUAAAAUAGUAGCAUCCGUUAGUUAUCCAUGAACUAUGCCCUGAUCAUGUGCGCUAGUUUCGUUAUCUGCUACAUCACUUUUAGUUCAUCUUUGACCUGAGAACUCUCCUUUGUUUUUUACCCGCCCUUUCCCACCCGCGGGCUGCAUCAGAGGGGAAUGGCCUCGGUCUAGCCUUUCCCUUGAUGCGGCUUUGCUUGUUCCGGCAACCGAUAAAGAUAAUUUUGUUAUGUAUAUCUGUGGUCCACACUUCUUUUUGCCUAUGUAGGCUGAAAUGUUUGACAAUGGAAAAUACACUUGUAUCAGGCGAACCUGAGUAAAGCGGUCACUCAUGUCUCUUAAUUACUGUAGAGCUCACCUCUGUUACAUAAGUCUUCACUUCUAUUAAAAUGUCACUUUGUUAAGAUAUAUAUUACAAGUGCAAUAGAUGCACAGGGUUUUCAAUAAAAACUGAAGUAGCCAGCAGGUUUGAUUAGAGUAACUGACAAUAUCAACCAGUGGCCAUUGUUCCCCCCCCCCCAAAAUUUUCAAAUUCCCAAGCCCUAAAAUGUUUUAUUCAAGUUUCGGUUUAUCAGCCACACAAUCAACUCCUUCAAGCAGUAAACACAAUUGACGGUAAUUCAAUAACGUACAUUUGCUAGUGAACAAAUUCUGGGUAAAUCUAUGUAAAAAGCUGUGGAGACUUGACUGAAAUACGGCAUUGACAUUACCAACUACCUAAUGCGUAACAUAAAUCCAGUGUUUCUUUGUGAAUUAAAAAACAUCAUAAUUACGUUUUCAUUGAGAUGUUAACUAAGAUAUAUUUUUUGUUCACGACAAUGUUAAAACGUCAUAAUUGCUUCUUCUUACGUGAAAAGGGUAACCGACUUCUCUGAGCAAAGUAGCCGUUCAAUGGUCUUUUACUUCCUUUCUUUUGGCAGAAGAAGAGGUAGAAAUACUUUGAGGUCAAUUUUUGUUUUAUGGAUAUUUUACUUUCUCACCAUCUUCUUUUUGCUGACAAAGUCAGGUUGUCAAACCUCUGUAUUAAACCGUCAGCCUUUUAUAUUAAACGGUCAAUUGGCCAUUCCUCAAGGGUGACCUCUUAGUAUAGGCUUGACUGUAUUCUGUUUUGUUCUUGUACGUGUACUUUCAUUGGUCAGGAUAAUUAGUUAUUGAGUGCAUAUGCAAAAAUAUAUAUUUCACUGAAUACAGUGUCGAGGGACAGGAAACCACGGUGAAAAUGUUUUGUUUCUUUGCAGGUAAAAAGAAAGAUAACAAAGGAACAAUACAUCACAAUGAGCAAAGGAAUUAACGACAGCAAAGAUUUACCACAAGAAUAUCUUGAGUCUAUUUACGAUGAGAUUUCACAGAAUGAGAUCAAAAUGAGAAGUGCUCCAAAAAACGCCAAUAGAUACAGCACAAUCUGUAAGUAGCAGAAGCUUCGUCAUACAAAAAUAUAAGCUGAAACCUUUCGUCGUUGGUGUUUUUUAUUACUUCACAACUGUUAUUGCAAAUGGUUUUCAUGUUUAUGACUAUAUAUCCGGAAUUUUGAACCCUUGGUUGUCCUGAAGUGACCGGAUGUUGGGCUAAAAUACGUGUUGCCUUUCAGUAUCCUUGCUUACACUGAAUCCGCUAGCGGGCAAGAUGAAGCGAAUCGUUCGUUCUGAUUGGCUACCCCAGCGUGCAAGGAUUUCUCGCGGUGGUCCCUCAAGAAAAAGUUCUCGUUUUGGCCAUACAAUAAAUUCUUUAUUGACCAAGCUUGUUCGGUCAAGAUGACUGGAUUUUGGCAUCGUUCGUUUUUGCGUUUUUUAUUGAAGUCGAGGAACUUAGCCAAUAUCCAGUCAUCUUGACAUCACUCUUGGUCAAUGCCGCGUAUAUGGUGCCUUACCACUGUUCAACUGACUUUACUGUUAGGAAUUCUUGGUUACCCUGUGCCCAUUGAUUUUUUUUCAUAUUCCUGCUCAUCCAUUUUUCAGUAACUUGAUGUUAGGGUUCAUUUUUUGGGAAGCCAUUUCAAAAUCUGAAUGUUUUAGUUGCCUUGGUCAAAGUUAUUAAAGUGGAAUGGUUAUGAAACCCGUUAGACUCCUUUGCUACUUUUUUUCUGUUAGCUUUUUUGGACCUGACCGUGCACAACGUUCAAUAGCAUUCCUAUCAUUUCGAACUUACUGACCAAUAGAAACAUCGCAUCAAUUUAUUCAGUCACAAUCUGUGAACAAAAAACAAAGGAUUGUGCACGGUCAGGGAGCUUCCAACAUAAACUACACCACCGUUGUUUUCAACUUUGAUGUUUGCCUGUUUUCGUUUUAACUAUGCCUUGGUUAAAAAGUAAACAAGCUUCUCACAAUGCCUGGGCAUGUUCAGCCACAUAUUGCUGUUAUUGGAUGAGGCUGAAGAUGCUCCGAGAUCUGCAUGGGAAAGACGAAUCCGCUAAUUGUUUUAUUAUUCAUUCAAAAUAAUUUAUACGUUAAAACAUGCUUGCCUCGAUCGAUGUUAAGUUCCCGUCUUCACUUUUUCCAUUCCUCGGUAAAUUUAAGCUAUAAAGGAUGUUUAGUGAAGCAGAUAUUCUUCAAAUAGCAGUUGUCAUCUCCUGAGUUGUAUUUUUGCUGUUCCCAUUAUGUUUUUAAGGCAGAAGUUCGGCUGUUUUUUCUCUACCCCAUUUUUUAAGCUAUUUUCUUCAGCCCUACCUAAACCCUUGAGCUAACCCAACCUCGUCCCCAAGGAUUCUCGAUUGCCGUCCAUUUUUCUGGCAAUAGCCUGUACUAUUGACGUCAUGUUACCGGACAUUCGCUAACCGGCGUCUACCAAAUUUGGUCAACGCCAGCUGGUUUUAAAGAAUAAGCCGAUGGAUUUGAGGCAGUCAAUAAUGAUAUUAAUUUAUUUCAUUCUUUGUUCCAGAUCUUCAGAAUGAAAAACAGAGACGACUUUUGUAUUAUCAAGAAAUGGAGCAAAUGGCGCAGACGGCCAAAACCCUGAUAGAGGGAGUGAGUCAGAUACAGACCACGUUCACUUCUGCUACUCAUGUGGAACAUAUUAGACCCAUGUUCAAGGUAUUUACCCCUUUUUGUGAGUAUUUAUUCUGCAGUGCAAUCUCGAUAUAUCAAACUGUCAAGAGACUGGAAAAAGUCGUUCGUUAUAACAAUACAUCAGGGUGUUGUUCCAUAAAUUGCUUUAUAAGAAUGUCAUUCGUUAUACCGAGGUCUUGUUUGCCACAUGUGGUGUUCGAUGCUUACCUCUGGCCUUACUUAAAUUUAUCGUUCUCAACGGUAGUGAAGGCUACAAGAUAUAAUAUUGCACUCUUCAUUGCUUUUGUGGUUAUGUUUUUACAGGUGACCUGGAGUCCGUUCCUCGCAGCAUUUAGUGUAAAUCUGCAGCAUUCGGAUGACCAGCAAGUGGCUUCGCUGUGUUUGGACGGCAUUCGUUGUGCAAUCAGAAUUGGAUGUAUAUUUGGAAUGCAGGUAAUGUCAAGACUGCAAUCGACAUUUUCUAGACAAAUGUCCUUGGGACUGUGAUGCAGUAUCCGUAAUUAUGUGUGAUUUCUGGCGGCCGAAAGUGUCGAAAAUAUCCGUGGCAUCUCUCCUUCUCUCCCUACCCUUUACAGUGAUGAAAGUUGGGGAAACUUCUGGAUACACUUGUUUGUGGGAGUGAGGGAAGGGGUUGGGCAUGUGUGAUUUGGAAAAAGCCCCAGAAAUGCAAAUUUUAUCUCAAGAGUUUUAUCCAUGAUUUUGGGUGCAGUGGUUGCAGUUUACAUUUCCUGUAUGGUUCGGCGUAAUGCAAAGUGUCCUUUUUUUUCUUUCUUACAAUUAAACCUUCGUUUACAUACUGGAUGAAAAGUUGGUGUCACUGUCAAAAAUUAAAAGAAUAAGACGUAGUGGUUGGCAACCAGAAUGAAAUUUCGUCUCUGCUGGCAAGGAGACCAUGAGUCAACACGAGCUGUCGCCUUGUUUCAGUUGAAUCAUUGCUCAGGCUUCGUCCACACGUUUUCGGGUAUAUUCACACAAAAACGCUAGAUCGAUGGAAAUACCAUUGCAUACUUUACAGGGCAGGUAGAUCACUUUUCGUUACAUGAAAAACUGUUUUUGCAUGUUUGCUUUGUACAUUUCAGCUGGAACGUGACAGUUUUGUCCAGGCCCUGUCACGCUUUACACUCCUGACAGCAACAGCAGGACUGCACGAAAUUAAAACCAAGAACAUUGACACCAUCAAGACCCUAAUCACUGUCGCACAGACAGAUGGGAACUAUCUUGGACGGGCUUGGCAUGAGGUACUUAAACUAUAAACAAAAAUGAGGCCUUGAUUGUAUGGUGGCAAUGAAUAGGAAGCGAUAAUCAAACAAAUACCUCUACGCCCAAGUUUAUGUAAAGGAAAUCUGGAGGAAGUAAAGGAAUCUCCAAGCCUUUCAAUAUGUAAAAAAGAUUUAUCGUGAGUUGGGUAAUUUAUCCAAGGAGACGAAGAUGGUCGUUCUUGCGGGGAUUUCGCGAGCUAUCUGUAUGAGACCAAAUCAGUCAUUUCCGCCAAAAAUAAAGCCUUAUACACCAGGGGUAGAGCGUGCUAUGCUUAUAUCUUACCGAUCUAUUUCUUUUGUGCUCCAUGUUUGUGUUAUGUCACUUGAUCUUGACGUGUGUUAUACAUCAUUGUUUUGUAGAUACUGAGAUGCAUAUCUCAGCUCGAACUAGCUCAGCUGAUUGGAACGGGUGUAAAAAGUAUGGGACCAACAGGAGGGGUGGGGCAAGGCGCUAAUACCCCAGUGGCUAUGGGUACCACUGGCCUUGCUCCCUCUCAAGCCCAUGAAUUGGUGAAUGGUAAGAAAUCUAUAAUUUACCCAAAUUUCUGCCAUCGAGGUGCGCAUGCUGUAGUGACCAUUUGUGUUUUGUCGUUUGCAUAUUUCGUCAGAUCCGAAGAAAAUAGCUUACAUUCAAGAAACUGUUGGAGAGACAAGUUCUCAAAGUGUUGUGGUCGCAGUGGACAGGUAGGUGCUUUAAAGCAAUUUUUCUUGAAAUGUUUUCGUUUAGAGUUUACCCUGCGAGCAGAGGAUUCUUUCUUGCAUGGCUUUUAAGGCUUAUUAAGUCGUUCGCGUCGCUUGUCAGUCGCGUAGUUGGUUUGUUUUAUAUCUCCCCAGGGUAUUUGGAGUUUGAAGCAACCUAUUAAUUGUCUUCUUUUUAUUCCAUUUCGCUUAGAAUUUUCACGGGAUCCACGAAACUUGACGGAGAUGCCAUAGGUAAGUAGGUAGCUUACAUCCUGCGGGCGUACGAAGGGAGACAUAAUUUUUUCUGACAGCGCAUUCAUGAGCGAACACCUGAAAACAGCUUCCGCUUUCGCUUAAAUAAUGACUGAUUAUCAUAAUAUCAUUUACAACUAUUAUUAUUAUUGUUGUUGUUGCUGUUAUUUUCCUGCCACUUUCUUGGAUUACCACUUUUUUUAAGACCAUAAGGCACCUUGUUUAUCCCCCGUAACAAAAUUUGCAUAACCAUUAUUUCCAAUUUCUCCUGGUUAUUGCGGUCGUCCCAAGGAAAAUCGAAGACAAUGGUUAUGCAAAUUGUUUGGGGUAAACAAGAUGCAUUAUGGUCUAGGUGAAAAUAGCGAAUUGGCCCUGUGAUACUUGCAAUCGACGGAACUUUGUAUUCUUUUAAAUGUGAAGUUACAGUAUUCGACUUUGAUAAAACCGAAGGUCUUUGGUUUCAAUUUAUAUAGCAACACUCCUAACCCUAAAUGGAAGCUAACCUUUUUGAGUCAGUGCUUAACCCUAAUCACUACUUUCAGUGAUUUAUCCUAAGCAAUUUAGUCAGAAUCCCGUAUGAAUAGCAAAUACAAGUCCGUGUACGGGUCCCGUACGAAGAGCCACUCGGUUGAAAUGAACUUCUUAAAAUAUAACGAAAGCUGGUUCCCCUGGAUUGUAAAGUGAAAAUAGCGACAUUUGCAUCGGUGUUGUAAUCAUUCAUAGACUAAUUCCCGUUUUCUUUUGUCUGUCUAGUGGACUUUGUACAAGCACUGGGUGCAAUCUCCUCAGAUGAACUCGCCAACCCAACCCAUCCCAGGAUGUUCAGUUUACAGAAAAUCGUUGAGAUAUCUUACUAUAACAUGAACCGUAUCAGGCUUGAGUGGUCCAGGAUAUGGGCCGUGCUCGGGGAUCACUUUAAUAAGGUACGGCAGCGUUCUUUAACCGAAUCUGAAAUGCCCAAGGUUAUUUCACUGCGGGUGACGUUGAUUUUGCAGUGCUGCUUUGUACAAAAUUGAUUGUCUACAUCAUUUCACAUCACUUUCUCAGCCGCGCUUUAUACUUGUUACGUUGUAUUUGUUUUGAGGUUUGAUUGGCACAUUGAAUUGUCUUAAGUACUUGUGAUUGCUGAAAUCAUAAGAACUUGGAACAUGCUUUUGAAAGCCUCUGCGAAUUUCGCGCGCCAGUUUUACAACGAGUAAGAAGUCCAAGAGAGCUAACGGAUAAAUUUUAUAGCUUCAUAAAGUCGAGAAAACGGUCUAUUUUGUGAUUGAUCCCUAUUUAAAAGACAUUGCAUUUACAGCAGUUAAAAGGAAUGCAAAGUUCUAAACAAGGUAUAUGAAAGGGGUACCAUUUGUCAGUAGAAGGUAUAUGAAAGGGGUACCUGGUACAUAAAAGGGUAAGGGAUUGGACCUCGGAGCGGAGCCUCCCCGUAUAAACAUUUGUUGAGUAUCCCCUUCCGGGCAAAGUCCUUAAUUUGAACCGGAGAUUGAUCAAGAUGCAAUGCGCAAAUUCGGCUUAUUGAUCGAGCUUGAAACUGUAUAAAUUGAAUGACUUUGCUCUAUUUCGCUAUUUAUGGGACGCAUCUGAUCUAUUAGACAGGGGACGCGUAUUAGAUAGGGGCGUCUAAAACCAAAUUAACAUCGUAGAGGGGGCUUUUGUCAGGCAGGAGGCGUUUAUUUGAGAGAAGGCGUCUCCUAGCUCAUUUACGGUAUCACAUUUCAUCGUACGGAUGCAUAUGGCAAGGGAAUUUGUCAUUAGAAUUUCUUAAAAUCCUAAAAUCAUCCAUUUCUUUUAGUGUGGCUGUAAUCCUAACGAAGAUGUUGCGUUUUUCUGCGUGGACUCCUUGCGUCAACUGGCUAUGAAGUUUUUGGAAAAAGGGGAGUUGCCCAAUUUUCGCUUUCAGAAGGAUUUCCUCAGACCCUUUGAAUACAUAGUCAAGAAAAACAGGUAAGUGAUCCUUUCCGUUUAAGGGUCUUAAUACUAACGCGUCGAAGUACGUGUAAAUUAAAACAAGAGGGAGUCGUUAGUAAUAGAGAGGUUUAGAUUCGAGCAUAGGCGCGAGUGCGAGGACGAAAUUUAAAUUUACGUUUUCUUCAUGUAUCCUUAAAAAAAGAUACCUCGGAAAGCUUCUUUGUAAUUUUUUCACCGCACUGUUAAUUUUAUUGAAGGUAGUUAAGCCCGCUCCCAGUAUCCCAAAAUGAUAAAACUUCUAGCAUUCGGUAACCAUAAACUAUUUCCGCCACUAUGACAUUCUCGCUAAGAUUGUCGCGUUUUCCCGGCCAAAAUGACGCUGGUUCACACGCACGCAGUACUUGAUACUGAAAUAAUCUCGUAAUCCUAGUAGUACUUUUCGUGGAAUCUAAAGAUCUCAAAUGAGGUGACGACAACUACGAGUUUCUUUCACGCUCGUAUUCGUACUGGUAGUUAAAUAGGGAUGAAACUCUUAUGUUAUGAAAUUGCAUUUCAAAAGCGCUUCGUCUUCUUUAAAUAUCGGCCGAACGUCAAGAUUCUUAUAAGUAAGGGUUUUUCAGUUAAAACCUAACACAGUUAAAAUCAGAGAUAAAAAACGACGUUUCGACCGGUUGGUUUUUCAAUAUUUUUUUUUAAUGACGAGUAGGUAAUACUCAAACUUAGGAGGUAUUGGCCCUAAAAAAUGCAAUCGAGCCACCUUAAGCCUGUACUCUUAAACAUUAUUGCUUCUCUGCGAUGCGCAUGCCUACGAUUAUUUCAUAAUGCAGCCCUGAUUACAAAAUGCGCAGCUUCCAUCUAUUAUAAAUGCCGCAAACCUUUUUAAUACGAAAUGUAUUAGUUAUCAUAAAAUGGCGCAAAACAGUUGCGCCCUUAGCUGACCUUCCUUUUUCAUUUUUCUAAAACAAAAAUGGGUAGCUCGGGUGAUGGAAAACGAAAUGUGGGCAUGGUUUAAGCAAUUCAAGAGACUCGAAAAACAAGUUCCGUGUGAGAAUAUUCUGUUUCGUCACGCCGCCGUGACGUGUUUGAUAAUAAGCUGACAGUUCCGAAAGAAAAAACAAGACAAACAAAGAAAGAAAAAAACUAAUUCUGUGUUUAGCGAGACUUAGUUGAUGAUCUUAAGGGUCCGCGAAAAUAGCUCUUUCAGCGGAAACACUUUGUUACGAACAGCAAUUUAAAAUACGGUAAAAAUCUGACUUGCAUCAUAAAUCACAGGAAAAAGCUCCCACAAAGAAAAGACAGAAAGUGAGAUUUGUCAGCGAUGCACUAUUGGAAGAAAAACAAAUUAAAUUCCGUUUGUCUUAGGUUUCGUACAAAGUUUCCUUUUUAGUCGAAAGAAUCUAAAUACACAUCUUUUUUCGAUUACGAAUUUAAUAAUUUCGCAAAUUUCGUCUCGUCCGCAAAUAAUCAUUGCCUGGAAAAUUAAAAUUUUGAGCUGUGGCAAGGUGAGCAAUCAUCAGAGUAAGCAGUUAAAUCAAUUUAGAAAAUUGGCCAAGUUAUCUAAAAUGAGGCAGUUUAUUGCUGAUUGAAGAAUUUUGAAGCAUACGCGUAUAUCUUUCGCUUUUGUCUGUUUGAAUAUUUUUUAUUGUUAAUAGAAAGAUAAAAAAUAGUAAUAAAAAGAGGUGAAAGAAAUCCUCAGUUACCGAUUAAGUUACACUCAGAAGCAACAAGCUUGAAUAUUUUACCGCAAAGGAAAAAAACUAACUUACACGGCAUGUGUGCAAAAGCAAGAUGGCAGUGAAACAUUCUUAUGCGAUGCGAUGUCAGUGAUACUGUAACAUCAUCGUUUUCAAAAAGUUCCGUUUUCAUCCGCCUUCCAGGUGUUCACACAACUUAAGGCAAACCAGCGCUUUCAAAACUUCCGUUUUGGAAAGCGUUUUAAAAAUAUGUUGCGGAUUCUUUGACCGUAUUCAUCGGAGACGCGAGGAUGGAAGUUUUAAACUAAAGUUACAAUUCGUAAGAAAAUGUCUGGAUUAAAAAAAUCCGGAUAUGUAUGGACGAUGCCUAAAUUGAUCAAAGGAGUUUUUAUCUGCUUUAGCAAAUAAAUUUAGUAUAAAAAUUUCAAAACUCAGAGCAACUAUUGAAAACAAAAUCGAAUAUUUUGUUCGAAUCGCUCAAACUUCAUCAGCGAUGAAAAAUGUCACGUUAGGUAACAGAAACUUCUGCCGUUUCCGAGCGUUGCCAAGCAACGGGUCAUAACAUCAACUCACCCAAUGUUAACGUUCUAUCUGAGGAAAAUUACACCGUCAAGCGCCGCGUCAAGGAGGCGGCCAUCGCCAUUAAGCAAAGGAAAGGGACGAGGGUGAAAAGGUUGAAACCUCCGUCAACUGAAUAGAUUUUGUUCAUAAGAAAGCAAUUUAGUAGACCAUCUGUUGACAAUUCAUUAUCAGAGAAAUGUAUACUCAAGGGCGAUGGACGAAAUUAUUUAACUUUUAGGUUAACAAUCAAAUGGUUCAUGAAGGUGAAUUAUAGUCGUUAUUAAUUAACGAAGAUUCAUACGGCUAUGCCAGAUAGCCUUACGUUAAUUGAUUUUGACUGUGCCUCCAUAGCCGAUAACAUUAUUAUUUCUGUCUCUUUAUCUGUUCAAAUUCGUACUGUUGUUUCUUUUCGUUUGCUUCGCGUUUCGAGUUGUGGUGUUGCAUUGUUCAAUGUUCCACGACUUGUGCAGAUGUGUAUCUUUUAAGUAUUUCAAUAAGAGCUACGCGAAACUCUCUUAUUCUAAUGCAGUAGAUAAUUGGGUUGAUGAGCGAGUUAAGAAUGGCAACAAAAAUUGCUGACAUUAAAGAAAUAUAUGACGCAGUUAACGAGUAUAUGAUAGAAUUUGUUAUGAGUAUUCGAACAACAAGCGUGGGUAAAGAUGUCAACACUAAGGCAACAAGUAUCAUCGUUGUGAGCUGAAAAGCUCUUUUGUCCUUUAAGAACUUUUGUCUGUGUUCCAGUGAGAUUUGGUGGGCUGCGAUUCGCUUUCUAAGACUUCGAGUCUCCUGGAGAAUUACAAUUUGACAGAAAGUAAUGAUAGCCACCCAUAAGCAGCCCGUCAUAUUGUUGACAACCAAGUAAAUAUCGUUGUCUAUGAAACUCAGAGGUACUGUUAGGAGGAAUGAAACAACCCACACGAAAGCGGACCCACGGAAUAAACGACCUCUAGUGACUAGGAUCUUGUACUUCAGCGAGUGCUUGAUAGCAAUAUAUCUUUCUAUGUUAAUAACUGUUAGGUGAAGAAAUGUAGCUGCGCCCAACACCCUGAUAACGUAUACCGACGCUGCUAAUAGCGUGCAGUACGAGCUUGAUCUCUCCCCUGUAACAGUACUGCCAGUUGUACGGCGAAAAAAGGCUGUCCAAUUACUCCCAUCACACAAUCGGUUGUCGCUAAACACGCGAGUGCAACGUUGCUCGUGGUUUUUAGGCGUGGUUUAGUUUUCACGGUGAUUAUGACCAGUCCAUUUAAAACGCUUGUUAAGGGGAGAGAGAGAAUGUUUAAGAUUAUUAGGCACAAGAGUACCGUAUAUGCCUUUCUGGUACUUUCGUUUAAACUCCCUCCCAAGAAAAUGGAAAGAUCACAGUCUGGGGUAAUCUCCUCGGUGUGGAAAGUCGCGCUUCGGUUCCUCUUUAGUUCCUUGUCUGGUUUAAAGUUCGUUUAGUCUCGUUUGGACAGGAGGAACGCGUCGUCCGGUCCGUGUUAAACUCAAGAUUAGUCGAUCCGCUAGAUAAUACAUUUCGUUGGAAACUUGAUUUAACUGAGGAAUAUUCUCUGCUUUGAACAUCAUUUAUUGAAGUGCUUGACAAGAGGCCGCCGUUUGAAACGUCGAACUUUACACGUGCCAGAUUUAAUGCUAAUGAAGGAAAUUGUUCUUGCUCCUUUGCAUUAGAUUCGGCAUAUGUGAAUGAAGUUCGACGUUUAAAAAAAGGCCUGUUUUAAGUAUUUUAAAAAUACUUACCGGCCUUUUGUUAAAUACUUCAUUUAGUUUGGUCAUGUGUUGUGCUCUUUUUGCCUGGUGUCUUUUCAAAUUUGAAAUCAUGUAAUACUCAUAAGCUUUAAAACUGCAUUAAGGUCUACUUGCCUGAAUUAAAUAACAUUGUUUCUCUGCAAUGCGCAUGCCUACGAUUAUUUCAUAAUGUAGCCCUGAUUACAAAAUGCGUAGCUUCCAUCUAUUUCCAAUGCCGUAAACCUUCUUAAUACAAAAUGUGUUAGUUAUCAUAAAAUGCUGCAAGACAGUUGCGCUCCUAGCUUACCUUCUUUUUACAUUUUCCUAAAACAAAAAUGGGUAGCUUGGGUGAUGUGAAGCGAAAUGUGGGCAUGGUCUAAGCAAGAAACUCGAAAAAUAUGUUCCGUGUGAGAAUGUUCUGUUUCGUCGCGCCGUGACGUGUUUGAUAAUAAGCUGACAAUUCCGAAAGAAAGAAAAAACUAAUUUUGUGUUUAGCGAGACUCAAGUGAUGAUCUUAAGGGUCCGAGAGAAUAGCUCUUUCAGCGGAAACACUUUGUUGCGAACAGCAAUUUAAAAUUCGGUAAAAAGCCGACUUGCAUCAUAAAUUACAGAUAAAAGCUACCACAAAAAAAGACAGAAAGUGAGAUUUGUCAGCGAUGCACUAUUGGAAGAAAAACAAAUUAAAUUUCAUUUGUCUUAGGUUUCGUAUAAAGUUUCUUUUUACUCAAAAAUCCAAAAAUACAUCUUUUUUCGAUCAAGAAUUUAAUGAAUAUGCAAAUUUUGUUGUCUCAUCCGCAAAUAAUCAUUGUCAGGAGCCGAUUGUCAUUGUCUGGAAAAUUUAGAUUUAGAGCUGUGUCAAGGUGAACAAUCAUCAAAGUAAGGAGUUUAAAUCAAUUUAGAAAAUAUUGGCCAAGUUAGGCAGUGAGGCAGUUCAUUGCUAAUUAAAGAAUGUUGAAGCAUACGCGUAAAUCUUUCGCUUUUGUCCGUUUGAAUAUUUUUUAUUGUUAAUAGAAAGAUUAAAAACAGUAAAAGAGGUGAAAGAAAUCCUCAGUUACCGGUUAACUUGCAUUCUGAAGUAACAAUUUUGAAUAUUUUACCGCAAAGGAAAAAAACUAACUUACGCUGCAUGUGUGCAAAAGCAAGAUGGCAGUGAAACAUUUUCAUGCUAUGCGAUGUCAGUGAUACUGUAGCAUCAUCGUUUUCUAAAAGUUCCGUUUUUAUCUGCCCACCAGGUGUUCACACAACUCAGGCAAACUAGUGCUUUGAAAACUUUCCGUUCUGGAAAGCUUUUUAAAAAGAUGUUGCGGAUUCUUUGACCGUAUUCAUCGGAUACGCGUGGAUUAAACCAGAUUAAACUAAAGUUAAAAUUCGUAACAAAAUGUCUAGAUUUAAAAAAUCCGGAUAUGUAUGAACGAUGCCUAAAUUGAUCAAAGGUUUUUUAUCUGCUUUAACAAAUCAAUUUAGUAUACAAAUUUUAAAACUCAGAGCAACAAUUAAAAACAAAACUGAAUAUUUCGUUCGAAUCGCUCGAACUUCAUCAGCGAUGUAAAAUGUCACGUUACGUAACAGAAACUUCUGCCGUUUUCGAGCGUUGCCAAGCAACGGGUCAUAACAUCAACUCACACAAUGUUAACGUUCUAUCUGAGGAAAAUUACACCGUCAAGCGCCGCGUCAAGGAGGCGGCCAUCGCCAUUAAGCCAAGGAAAGGGACGAGGGUGUGGACCUCCCGGCCAUAUACAUAGCGUUUCUCCUCUCCCCCUCCCCCCUCCCCCAUCUAAAAUCUCGUCUUCCCUAGCCCCUUAGGAAGGCCUGAUACUCAGGCUACCAUAUACAAUCCUCUCCUGGGAAUACGUAACCUUUCUGUGACGUAAUCUGACAUUUUAUAUGGCUAAUGAAGUUCCCCGGAUGAAGUUUGAGCGAUUCGAACGAAAUAUUCGAUUUUGUUUAAAUUCUUGCGCUGAGUUUUGAAAUUUGUAUACUAGAUAACUAAAUUGGUUACUUGAAUUAUCUUGCUGAUCGAAGUUUACGUACUUACGGUCAAGCCAGGGCAAGCGUACACUCAAGAUUCCACUGGUGAAUGAAUAAAUUGGAAGGUUAAAACCUCCGUCAACUGAAUAGAUUUUGUUCAUAAGAAAGCAAUUUAGUAGACCAUCUGUUGACAAUUCAUUAUCAGAGAAAUGUAUACUCAAGGGCGAUGGACGGAAUUAUUUAACUUUUAGGUUAGCAAUCAAAUGGUUAAUGAAGGUGAAUUAUAAUCGUUAUUAAUUAACGAAGAUUCAUACGGCUAUGUCAGUAGCCUUACGUUAAUUGAUUUUGACCUUGCCUCCAUAGCCGAUAACAUUAUUAUUUCUGUCUCUUUAUCUGUUCAAAUUCGUACUGUUGUUUCUUUUCGUUUGCUUCGCGUUUCGAGUUGUGGUGUUGCAUUGUUCAAUGUUCCACGACUUGUGCAGAUGUGUAUCUUUUAAGUAUUUCAAUAAGAGCUACGCGAAACUCUCUUAUUCUAAUGCAGUAGAUAAUUGGGUUGAUGAGCGAGUUAAGAAUGGCAACAAAAAAUUGCUGACAUUAAAGAAAUAUAUGACGCAGUUAACGAGUAUAUGAUAGAAUUUGUUAUGAGUAUUCGAACAACAAGCGUGGGUAAAGAUGUCAACACUAAGGCAACAAGUAUCAUCGUUGUGAGCUGAAAAGCUCUUUUGUCCUUUAAGAACUUUUGUCUGUGUUCCAGUGAGAUUUGGUGGGCUGCGAUUCGCUUUCUAAGACCUCGAGUCUCCUGGAGAAUUACAAUUUGACAGAAAGUAAUGAUAGCCACCCAUAAGCAGCCCGUCAUAUUGUUGACAACCAAGUAAAUAUCGUUGUCUAUGAAACUCAGAGGUACUGUUAGGAGGAAUGAAACAACCCACACGAAAGCGGACCCACGGAAUAAACGACCUCUAGUGACUAGGAUCUUGUACUUCAGCGAGUGCUUGAUAGCAAUAUAUCUUUCUAUGUUAAUAACUGUUAGGUGAAGAAAUGUAGCUGCGCCCAACACCCUGAUAACGUAUACCGACGCUGCUAAUAGCGUGCAGUACGAGCUUGAUCUCUCUCCCUGUAACAGUACUGCCAGUUGUACGGCGAAAAAAGGCUGUCCAAUUACUCCCAUCACACAAUCGGUUGUCGCUAAACACGCGAGUGCAACGUUGCUCGUGGUUUUUAGGCGUGGUUUAGUUUUCACGGUGAUUAUGACCAGUCCAUUUAAAACGCUUGUUAAGGGGAGAGAGAGAAUGUUUAAGAUUAUUAGGCACAAGAGUACCGUAUAUGCCUUUCUGGUACUUUCGUUUAAACUCCCUCCCAAGAAAAUGGAAAGAUCACAGUCUGGGGUAAUCUCCUCGGUGUGGAAAGUCGCGCUUCGGUUCCUCUUUAGUUCCUUGUCUGGUUUAAAGUUCGUUUAGUCUCGUUUGGACAGGAGGAACGCGUCGUCCGGUCCGUGUUAAACUCAAGAUUAGUCGAUCCGCUAGAUAAUACAUUUCGUUGGAAACUUGAUUUAACUGAGGAAUAUUCUCUGCUUUGAACAUCAUUUAUUGAAGUGCUUGACAAGAGGCCGCCGUUUGAAACGUCGAACUUUACACGUGCCAGAUUUAAUGCUAAUGAAGGAAAUUGUUCUUGCUCCUUUGCAUUAGAUUCGGCAUAUGUGAAUGAAGUUCGACGUUUAAAAAGGCCUGUUUUAAGUAUUUUAAAAAUACUUACCGGCCUUUUGUUAAAUACUUCAUUUAGUUUGGUCAUGUGUUGUGCUCUUUUUUGCCUGGUGUCUUUUCAAAUUUGAAAUCAUGUAAUACUCAUAAGCUUUAAAACUGCAUUAAGGUCUACUUGCCUGAAUUAAAUAACAUUGUUUCUCUGCAAUGCGCAUGCCUACGAUUAUUUCAUAAUGUAGCCCUGAUUACAAAAUGCGUAGCUUCCAUCUAUUUCCAAUGCCGUAAACCUUCUUAAUACAAAAUGUGUUAGUUAUCAUAAAAUGCUGCAAGACAGUUGCGCUCCUAGCUUACCUUCUUUUUACAUUUUCCUAAAACAAAAAUGGGUAGCUUGGGUGAUGUGAAGCGAAAUGUGGGCAUGGUCUAAGCAAGAAACUCGAAAAAUAUGUUCCGUGUGAGAAUGUUCUGUUUCGUCGCGCCGUGACGUGUUUGAUAAUAAGCUGACAAUUCCGAAAGAAAGAAAAAACUAAUUUUGUGUUUAGCGAGACUCAAGUGAUGAUCUUAAGGGUCCGCGAGAAUAGCUCUUUCAGCGGAAACACUUUGUUGCGAACAGCAAUUUAAAAUACGGUAAAAAGCCGACUUGCAUCAUAAAUUACAGAUAAAAGCUACCACAAAAAAAGACAGAAAGUGAGAUUUGUCAGCGAUGCACUAUUGGAAGAAAAACAAAUUAAAUUUCAUUUGUCUUAGGUUUCGUAUAAAGUUUCUUUUUACUCAAAAAUCCAAAAAUACAUCUUUUUUCGAUCAAGAAUUUAAUGAAUAUGCAAAUUUUGUUGUCUCAUCCGCAAAUAAUCAUUGUCAGGAGCCGAUUGUCAUUGUCUGGAAAAUUUAGAUUUAGAGCUGUGUCAAGGUGAACAAUCAUCAAAGUAAGGAGUUUAAAUCAAUUUAGAAAAUAUUGGCCAAGUUAGGCAGUGAGGCAGUUCAUUGCUAAUUAAAGAAUGUUGAAGCAUACGCGUAAAUCUUUCGCUUUUGUCCGUUUGAAUAUUUUUUAUUGUUAAUAGAAAGAUUAAAAACAGUAAAAGAGGUGAAAGAAAUCCUCAGUUACCGGUUAAGUUGCAUUCUGAAGUAAUAAUUUUGAAUAUUUUACCGCAAAGGAAAAAAAAACUAACUUACGCUGCAUGUGUGCAAAAGCAAGAUGGCAGUGAAACAUUUUCAUGCUAUGCAAUGUCAGUGAUACUGUAGCAUCAUCGUUUUCUAAAAGUUCCGUUUUUAUCUGCCCACCAGGUGUUCACACAACUCAGGCAAACUAGUGCUUUGAAAACUUUCCGUUCUGGAAAGCUUUUAAAAAGAUGUUGCGGAUUCUUUGACCGUAUUCAUCGGAUACGCGUGGAUUAAACCAGAUUAAACUAAAGUUAAAAUUCGUAACAAAAUGUCUAGAUUUAAAAAAUCCGGAUAUGUAUGAACGAUGCCUAAAUUGAUCAAAGGUUUUUAUCUGCUUUAACAAAUCAAUUUAGUAUACAAAUUUUAAAACUCAGAGCAACAAUUAAAAACAAAACUGAAUAUUUCGUUCGAAUCGCUCGAACUUCAUCAGCGAUGUAAAAUGUCACGUUACGUAACAGAAACUUCUGCCGUUUUCGAGCGUUGCCAAGCAACGGGUCAUAACAUCAACUCACCCAAUGUUAACGUUCUAUCUGAGGAAAAUUACACCAUCAAGCGCCGCGUCAAGGAGGCGGCCAUCGCCAUUAAGCAAAGGAAAGGGACGAGGGUGUGGACCUCCUGGCCAUAUACAUAGCCUUUCUCUUCUCCCCCCCCCCCCUCCCCCAUCUAAAAUCUCCUCUUCCCUAGCCCCUUAGGAAGGCCUGAUACUCAGGCUACCAUAUACAAUCCUCUCCUGGGAAUACGUAACCUUUCUGUGACGUAAUCUGACAUUUUAUAUGGCUAAUGAAGUUCCCCGGAUGAAGUUCGAGCGAUUCGAACGAAAUAUUCGAUUUUGUUUAAAUUCUUGCGCUGAGUUUUGAAAUUUGUAUACUAGAUAACUAAAUUGGUUACUUGAAUUAUCUUGCUGAUCGAAGUUUACGUACUUACGGUCAAGCCAGGGCAAGCGUACACUCAAGAUUCCACUGGUGAAUGAAUAAAUUGGAAGGUUGAAACCUCCGUCAACUGAAUAGAUUUUGUUCAUAAGAAAGCAAUUUAGUAGACCAUCUGUUGACAAUUCAUUAUCAGAGAAAUGUAUACUCAAGGGCGAUGGACGAAAUUAUUUAACUUUUAGUUUAACAAUCAAAUGGUUCAUGAAGGUGAAUUAUAGUCGUUAUUAAUUAACGAAGAUUCAUACGGCUAUGCCAGAUAGCCUUACGUUAAUUGAUUUUGACUGUGCCUCCAUAGCCGAUAACAUUAUUAUUUCUGUCUCUUUAUCUGUUCAAAUUCGUACUGUUGUUUCUUUUCGUUUGCUUCGCGUUUCGAGUUGUGGUGUUGCAUUGUUCAAUGUUCCACGACUUGUGCAGAUGUGUAUCUUUUAAGUAUUUCAAUAAGAGCUACGCGAAACUCUCUUAUUCUAAUGCAGUAGAUAAUUGGGUUGAUGAGCGAGUUAAGAAUGGCAACAAAAAUUGCUGACAUUAAAGAAAUAUAUGACGCAGUUAACGAGUAUAUGAUAGAAUUUGUUAUGAGUAUUCGAACAACAAGCGUGGGUAAAGAUGUCAACACUAAGGCAACAAGUAUCAUCGUUGUGAGCUGAAAAGCUCUUUUGUCCUUUAAGAACUUUUGUCUGUGUUCCAGUGAGAUUUGGUGGGCUGCGAUUCGCUUUCUAAGACCUCGAGUCUCCUGGAGAAUUACAAUUUGACAGAAAGUAAUGAUAGCCACCCAUAAGCAGCCCGUCAUAUUGUUGACAACCAAGUAAAUAUCGUUGUCUAUGAAACUCAGAGGUACUGUUAGGAGGAAUGAAACAACCCACACGAAAGCGGACCCACGGAAUAAACGACCUCUAGUGACUAGGAUCUUGUACUUCAGCGAGUGCUUGAUAGCAAUAUAUCUUUCUAUGUUAAUAACUGUUAGGUGAAGAAAUGUAGCUGCGCCCAACACCCUGAUAACGUUUACCGACGCUGCUAAUAGCGUGCAGUACGAGCUUGAUCUCUCCCCUGUAACAGUACUGCCAGUUGUACGGCGAAAAAAGGCUGUCCAAUUACUCCCAUCACACAAUCGGUUGUCGCUAAACACGCGAGUGCAACGUUGCUCGUGGUUUUUAGGCGUGGUUUAGUUUUCACGGUGAUUAUGACCAGUCCAUUUAAAACGCUUGUUAAGGGGAGAGAGAAAUGUUUAAGAUUAUUAGGCACAAGAGUACCGUAUAUGCCUUUCUGGUACUUUCGUUUAAACUCCCUCCCAAGAAAAUGGAAAGAUCACAGUCUGGGGUAAUCUCCUCGGUGUGGAAAGUCGCGCUUCGGUUCCUCUUUAGUUCCUUGUCUGGUUUAAAGUUCGUUUAGUCUCGUUUGGACAGGAGGAACGCGUCGUCCGGUCCGUGUUAAACUCAAGAUUAGUCGAUCCGCUAGAUAAUACAUUUCGUUGGAAACUUGAUUUAACUGAGGAAUAUUCUCUGCUUUGAACAUCAUUUAUUGAAGUGCUUGACAAGAGGCCGCCGUUUGAAACGUCGAACUUUACACGUGCCAGAUUUAAUGCUAAUGAAGGAAAUUGUUCUUGCUCCUUUGCAUUAGAUUCGGCAUAUGUGAAUGAAGUUCGACGUUUAAAAAGGCCUGUUUUAAGUAUUUUAAAAAAUACUUACCGGCCUUUUGUUAAAUACUUCAUUUAGUUUGGUCAUGUGUUGUGCUCUUUUUGCCUGGUGUCUUUUCAAAUUUGAAAUCAUGUAAUACUCAUAAGCUUUAAAACUGCAUUAAGGUCUACUUGCCUGAAUUAAAUAACAUUGUUUCUCUGCAAUGCGCAUGCCUACGAUUAUUUCAUAAUGUAGCCCUGAUUACAAAAUGCGUAGCUUCCAUCUAUUUCCAAUGCCGUAAACCUUCUUAAUACAAAAUGUGUUAGUUAUCAUAAAAUGCUGCAAGACAGUUGCGCUCCUAGCUUACCUUCUUUUUACAUUUUCCUAAAACAAAAAUGGGUAGCUUGGGUGAUGUGAAGCGAAAUGUGGGCAUGGUCUAAGCAAGAAACUCGAAAAAUAUGUUCCGUGUGAGAAUGUUCUGUUUCGUCGCGCCGUGACGUGUUUGAUAAUAAGCUGACAAUUCCGAAAGAAAGAAAAAACUAAUUUUGUGUUUAGCGAGACUCAAGUGAUGAUCUUAAGGGUCCGCGAGAAUAGCUCUUUCAGCGGAAACACUUUGUUGCGAACAGCAAUUUAAAAUACGGUAAAAAGCCGACUUGCAUCAUAAAUUACAGAUAAAAGCUACCACAAAAAAAGACAGAAAGUGAGAUUUGUCAGCGAUGCACUAUUGGAAGAAAAACAAAUUAAAUUUCAUUUGUCUUAGGUUUCGUAUAAAGUUUCUUUUUACUCAAAAAUCCAAAAAUACAUCUUUUUUCGAUCAAGAAUUUAAUGAAUAUGCAAAUUUUGUUGUCUCAUCCGCAAAUAAUCAUUGUCAGGAGCCGAUUGUCAUUGUCUGGAAAAUUUAGAUUUAGAGCUGUGUCAAGGUGAACAAUCAUCAAAGUAAGGAGUUUAAAUCAAUUUAGAAAAUAUUGGCCAAGUUAGGCAGUGAGGCAGUUCAUUGCUAAUUAAAGAAUGUUGAAGCAUACGCGUAAAUCUUUCGCUUUUGUCCGUUUGAAUAUUUUUUAUUGUUAAUAGAAAGAUUAAAAACAGUAGAAGAGGUGAAAGAAAUCCUCAGUUACCGGUUAAGUUGCAUUCUGAAGUAAUAAUUUUGAAUAUUUUACCGCAAAGGAAAAAAACUAACUUACGCUGCAUGUGUGCAAAAGCAAGAUGGCAGUGAAACAUUUUCAUGCUAUGCAAUGUCAGUGAUACUGUAGCAUCAUCGUUUUCUAAAAGUUCCGUUUUUAUCUGCCCACCAGGUGUUCACACAACUCAGGCAAACUAGUGCUUUGAAAACUUUCCGUUCUGGAAAGCUUUUUAAAAAGAUGUUGCGGAUUCUUUGACCGUAUUCAUCGGAUACGCGUGGAUUAAACCAGAUUAAACUAAAGUUAAAAUUCGUAACAAAAUGUCUAGAUUUAAAAAAUCCGGAUAUGUAUGAACGAUGCCUAAAUUGAUCAAAGGUUUUUUAUCUGCUUUAACAAAUCAAUUUAGUAUACAAAUUUUAAAACUCAGAGCAACAAUUAAAAACAAAACUGAAUAUUUCGUUCGAAUCGCUCGAACUUCAUCAGCGAUGUAAAAUGUCACGUUACGUAACAGAAACUUCUGCCGUUUUCGAGCGUUGCCGGGCAACGGGUCAUAACAUCAACUCACCCAAUGUUAACGUUCUAUCUGAGGAAAAUUACACCAUCAAGCGCCGCGUCAAGGAGGCGGCCAUCGCCAUUAAGCAAAGGAAAGGGACGAGGGUGUGGACCUCCUGGCCAUAUACAUAGCCUUUCUCUUCUCCCCCUCCCCCCUCCCCCAUCUAAAAUCUCCUCUUCCCUAGCCCCUUAGGAAGGCCUGAUACUCAGGCUACCAUAUACAAUCCUCUCCUGGGAAUACGUAACCUUUCUGUGACGUAAUCUGACAUUUUAUAUGGCUAAUGAAGUUCCCCGGAUGAAGUUCGAGCGAUUCGAACGAAAUAUUCGAUUUUGUUUAAAUUCUUGCGCUGAGUUUUGAAAUUUGUAUACUAGAUAACUAAAUUGGUUACUUGAAUUAUCUUGCUGAUCGAAGUUUACGUACUUACGGUCAAGCCAGGGCAAGCGUACACUCAAGAUUCCACUGGUGAAUGAAUAAAUUGGAAGGUUAAAACCUCCGUCAACUGAAUAGAUUUUGUUCAUAAGAAAGCAAUUUAGUAGACCAUCUGUUGACAAUUCAUUAUCAGAGAAAUGUAUACUCGAGGGCGAUGGACGAAUUUAUUUAACUCGAAAUUAUAAUCGUUAUUAAUUAACGAAGAUUCAUAUGGCUAUGUCAGCUGCCUUACGUUAACUGAUUUUGUCUUCGCCUCCAUAGCCGAUAACAUUAUUAUUUCUGUCUCAGUCUUUAUCUGUUCACUUUCGUACAGUUGUUUCUUUUCGUUUGCUUCGCGUUUCGAGCGGCGGUGUUGCAUUGUUCAGUGUUCUACGACUUGUGCAGUUGUGUAUCUUUUAAGUAUUUCAAUAAAAGCUACGCGAAACUCUCUUAUUCUAAUGCAGUAGAUAAUUGGGUUGAUGAGCGAGUUAAGAAUGCCCAAAAAAAUUGCUGACAUUAAAGAAAUAUAUGACACAGUUAACGAGUGUAUGAUAGAAUUUGUUAUGAGUAUUCGAACAACAAUCGUGGGUAAAAAUGUCAACACCAAGGCAAAAAGUAUAAUUGUUGUGAGCUGAAAAGCUCUCUUGUCCUUUAAAAACUUUUUCCUGUCUUCCAGUGAAAUUUGAUGGGCUGCGAUUCGCUUUUUCAGAGUUCGAGUCUCCUGGAGAAUUACGAUUUGACAGAAAGUAACGAUAGCCACCCAUAAGCAGCCCGUCAUAUUGUUGACAACCAAGUAAAUUUCGUUGUCUACGAAACUCAGAGGUACUGUUAGGAGAAAUGAAACAACCCACACGAAAGCGGACCCACGGAGUAAACGACCUCUAGUGACUAGGAUCUUGUACCUCAGCGAGUGCUUGAUAGCAAUAUAUCUUUCUAUGUUAAUAACUGUUAGGUGAAGAAAUGUAGCUGCGCCCAACACCCUGAUAACGUUUACCGACGCUGCUAAUAGCGUGCAGUACGAGCUUGAACUCUCUCCCUGUAACAGUACUGCCAGUUGUACGGCGAAAAAGGGCUGUCCAAUCACUCCCAUCACACAAUCGGUUGUCGCUAAACACGCGAGUGCAACGUUGCUCGUGGUUUUUAGGCGUGGUUUAGUUUUCACGGUGAUUAUGACCAGUCCAUUUAAAACGCUUGUUAAGGGGAGAGAGAGAAAGUUUAAGAUUAUUAGGCACAAGAGUACCGUAUAUGCCUUUCUAGUACUUUCGUUUAAACUCCCUCCCAAGAAAAUGGAAAGAUCGCAGUCUGAGGCUUUCUCGUCGGUGUGGAAAGUCGCGCUUCGGUUCAUCUUUAGUUCCUUGUCUGGUUUAAAGUUCUUUUAGUCUUGUUUGGACAGGAGGAACGCGUCGUCCGGUCUGUGUUAAACUCAAGAUUACUCGAUCCGCUAGAUAAUACAUUUCGUUGGAAACUUGAUUUAACUCUGCUUUGAACAUCAUUUAUUGAAGUGCUUGACAAGAGGCCGCCGUUUGAAACGUCGAAGUUUACACGUGCCAGAUUUAAUGCUAAUGAAGGAAAUUGUUCUUGCUCCUUUGCAUUAGAUUCGGCAUAUGUGAAUGAAGUUCGACUUUUAAAAAAGGCCUGUUUUUAAGUAUUAAAAUACUUACCGGCCUUUUGUCAAAUACUUCAUUUAGUUUGGUCAUGUGUUGUGCUCUUUUUGCCUGGUGUCUUUUCAAAUUUGAAAUCAUGUAAUACUCAUAAGCUUUAAAAGUGCAUUAAGGUCUACUUGCCGUGAAUUAAAUAACAUUGUUUCUCUGCAAUGCGCAUGCCUACGAUUAUUUCAUAAUGUAGCCCUGAUUACAAAAUGCGUAGCUUCCAUCUAUUUCCAAUGCCGUAAACCUUCUUAAUACAAAAUGUGUUAGUUAUCAUAAAAUGCUGCAAGACAGUUGCGCUCCUAGCUUACCUUCUUUUUACAUUUUCCUAAAACAAAAAUGGGUAGCUUGGGUGAUGUGAAGCGAAAUGUGGGCAUGGUCUAAGCAAGAAACUCGAAAAAUAUGUUCCGUGUGAGAAUGUUCUGUUUCGUCGCGCCGUGACGUGUUUGAUAAUAAGCUGACAAUUCCGAAAGAAAGAAAAAACUAAUUUUGUGUUUAGCGAGACUCAAGUGAUGAUCUUAAGGGUCCGCGAGAAUAGCUCUUUCAGCGGAAACACUUUGUUGCGAACAGCAAUUUAAAAUACGGUAAAAAGCCGACUUGCAUCAUAAAUUACAGAUAAAAGCUACCACAAAAAAAGACAGAAAGUGAGAUUUGUCAGCGAUGCACUAUUGGAAGAAAAACAAAUUAAAUUUCAUUUGUCUUAGGUUUCGUAUAAAGUUUCUUUUUACUCAAAAAUCCAAAAAUACAUCUUUUUUCGAUCAAGAAUUUAAUGAAUAUGCAAAUUUUGUUGUCUCAUCCGCAAAUAAUCAUUGUCAGGAGCCGAUUGUCAUUGUCUGGAAAAUUUAGAUUUAGAGCUGUGUCAAGGUGAACAAUCAUCAAAGUAAGGAGUUUAAAUCAAUUUAGAAAAUAUUGGCCAAGUUAGGCAGUGAGGCAGUUCAUUGCUAAUUAAAGAAUGUUGAAGCAUACGCGUAAAUCUUUCGCUUUUGUCCGUUUGAAUAUUUUUUAUUGUUAAUAGAAAGAUUAAAAACAGUAAAAGAGGUGAAAGAAAUCCUCAGUUACCGGUUAAGUUGCAUUCUGAAGUAACAAUUUUGAAUAUUUUACCGCAAAGGAAAAAAACUAACUUACGCUGCAUGUGUGCAAAAGCAAGAUGGCAGUGAAACAUUUUCAUGCUAUGCAAUGUCAGUGAUACUGUAGCAUCAUCGUUUUCUAAAAGUUCCGUUUUUAUCUGCCCACCAGGUGUUCACACAACUCAGGCAAACUAGUGCUUUGAAAACUUUCCGUUCUGGAAAGCUUUUUAAAAAGAUGUUGCGGAUUCUUUGACCGUAUUCAUCGGAUACGCGUGGAUUAAACCAGAUUAAACUAAAGUUAAAAUUCGUAACAAAAUGUCUAGAUUUAAAAAAUCCGGAUAUGUAUGGACGAUGCCUAAAUUGAUCAAAGGUUUUUUAUCUGCUUUAACAAAUCAAUUUAGUAUACAAAUUUUAAAACUCAGAGCAACAAUUAAAAACAAAACUGAAUAUUUCGUUCGAAUCGCUCGAACUUCAUCAGCGAUGUAAAAUGUCACGUUACGUAACAGAAACUUCUGCCGUUUUCGAGCGUUGCCGGGCAACGGGUCAUAACAUCAACUCACACAAUGUUAACGUUCUAUCUGAGGAAAAUUACACCAUCAAGCGCCGCGUCAAGGAGGCGGCCAUCGCCAUUAAGCAAAGGAAAGGGACGAGGGUGUGGACCUCCUGGCCAUAUACAUAGCCUUUCUCUUCUCCCCCUCCCCCCUCCCCCCAUCUAAAAUCUCCUCUUCCCUAGCCCCUUAGGAAGGCCUGAUACUCAGGCUACCAUAUACAAUCCUCUCCUGGGAAUACGUAACCUUUCUGUGACGUAAUCUGACAUUUUAUAUGGCUAAUGAAGUUCCCCGGAUGAAGUUCGAGCGAUUCGAACGAAAUAUUCGAUUUUGUUUAAAUUCUUGCGCUGAGUUUUGAAAUUUGUAUACUAGAUAACUAAAUUGGUUACUUGAAUUAUCUUGCUGAUCGAAGUUUACGUACUUACGGUCAAGCCAGGGCAAGCGUACACUCAAGAUUCCACUGGUGAAUGAAUAAAUUGGAAGGUUAAAACCUCCGUCAACUGAAUAGAUUUUGUUCAUAAGAAAGCAAUUUAGUAGACCAUCUGUUGACAAUUCAUUAUCAGAGAAAUGUAUACUCGAGGGCGAUGGACGAAUUUAUUUAACUCGAAAUUAUAAUCGUUAUUAAUUAACGAAGAUUCAUAUGGCUAUGUCAGCUGCCUUACGUUAACUGAUUUUGUCUUCGCCUCCAUAGCCGAUAACAUUAUUAUUUCUGUCUCAGUCUUUAUCUGUUCACUUUCGUACAGUUGUUUCUUUUCGUUUGCUUCGCGUUUCGAGCGGCGGUGUUGCAUUGUUCAGUGUUCUACGACUUGUGCAGUUGUGUAUCUUUUAAGUAUUUCAAUAAAAGCUACGCGAAACUCUCUUAUUCUAAUGCAGUAAAUAAUUGGGUUGAUGAGCGAGUUAAGAAUGCCCAAAAAAAUUGCUGACAUUAAAGAAAUAUAUGACACAGUUAACGAGUGUAUGAUAGAAUUUGUUAUGAGUAUUCGAACAACAAUCGUGGGUAAAAAUGUCAACACCAAGGCAAAAAGUAUAAUUGUUGUGAGCUGAAAAGCUCUCUUGUCCUUUAAAAACUUUUUCCUGUCUUCCAGUGAAAUUUGAUGGGCUGCGAUUCGCUUUUUCAGAGUUCGAGUCUCCUGGAGAAUUACGAUUUGACAGAAAGUAACGAUAGCCACCCAUACGCAGCCCGUCAUAUUGUUGACAACCAAGUAAAUUUCGUUGUCUACGAAACUCAGAGGUACUGUUAGGAGAAAUGAAACAACCCACACGAAAGCGGACCCACGGAAUAAACGACCUCUAGUGACUAGGAUCUUGUACUUCAGCGAGUGCUUGAUAGCAAUAUAUCUUUCUAUGUUAAUAACUGUUAGGUGAAGAAAUGUAGCUGCGCCCAACACCCUGAUAACGUUUACCGACGCUGCUAAUAGCGUGCAGUACGAGCUUGAACUCUCUCCCUGUAACAGUACUGCCAGUUGUACGGCGAAAAAGGGCUGUCCAAUCACUCCCAUCACACAAUCGGUUGUCGCUAAACACGCGAGUGCAACGUUGCUCGUGGUUUUUAGGCGUGGUUUAGUUUUCACGGUGAUUAUGACCAGUCCAUUUAAAACGCUUGUUAAGGGGAGAGAGAGAAAGUUUAAGAUUAUUAGGCACAAGAGUACCGUAUAUGCCUUUCUAGUACUUUCGUUUAAACUCCCUCCCAAGAAAAUGGAAAGAUCGCAGUCUGAGGCUUUCUCGUCGGUGUGGAAAGUCGCGCUUCGGUUCAUCUUUAGUUCCUUGUCUGGUUUAAAGUUCUUUUAGUCUUGUUUGGACAGGAGGAACGCGUCGUCCGGUCUGUGUUAAACUCAAGAUUACUCGAUCCGCUAGAUAAUACAUUUCGUUGGAAACUUGAUUUAACUCUGCUUUGAACAUCAUUUAUUGAAGUGCUUGACAAGAGGCCGCCGUUUGAAACGUCGAAGUUUACACGUGCCAGAUUUAAUGCUAAUGAAGGAAAUUGUUCUUGCUCCUUUGCAUUAGAUUCGGCAUAUGUGAAUGAAGUUCGACUUUUAAAAAAGGCCUGUUUUUAAGUAUUAAAAUACUUACCGGCCUUUUGUCAAAUACUUCAUUUAGUUUGGUCAUGUGUUGUGCUCUUUUUGCCUGGUGUCUUUUCAAAUUUGAAAUCAUGUAAUACUCAUAAGCUUUAAAAGUGCAUUAAGGUCUACUUGCCGUGAAUUAAAUAACAUUGUUUCUCUGCAAUGCGCAUGCCUACGAUUAUUUCAUAAUGUAGCCCCGAUUACAAAAUGCGUAGCUUCCAUCUAUUUCCAAUGCCGUAAACCUUCUUAAUACAAAAUGUGUUAGUUAUCAUAACAUGCCGCAAGACAGUUGCGCUCCUAGUUUACCUUCUUUUUACGUUUUCCUAAAACAAAAAUGGGUAGCUUGGGUGAUGGGAAGCCGAUGUGGGUAUGGUCUAAGCAAGAACACUCGAAAAAUAUGUUCCGUGUGAGAAUAUUCUGUUUCGUCGCGCCGUGACAUGUUUGAUAAUAAGCUGACAGUUCCAAAAGAAAGAAAAAACUAAUUUUUUGUUUAGCGGGACUCAAGUGAUGAUCUUAAGGGUUCGCGAGAAUAGCUCUUUCAGCGGAAACACUUUGUUGCGAACAGCAAUUUAAAAUACGGUAAAAAGCCGACUUGCAUCAUAAAUUACAGAUAAAAGCUACCACAAAAAAAGACAGAAAGUGAGAUUCACUUUGUCAGCGAUACACUGUUGGAAGAAAAACAAAUUAAAUUCCGUUUGUCUUAGGUUUCGUAUAAAGUUUCUUUUUACUCAAAAAUCCAAAAAUACAUCUUUUUUCGACCAAGAAUUUAAUGAAUAUGCAAAUUUUGUUGUCUCGUCCGCAAAUAAUCAUUGUCAGGAGCCGAUUGUCAUUGUCUGGAAAAUUUAGAUUUAGAGCUGUGUCAAGGUGAACAAUCAUCAAAGUAAGGAGUUUAAAUCAAUUUAGAAAAUAUUGGCCAAGUUAGGCAGUGAGGCAGUUCAUUGCUAAUUAAAGAAUGUUGAAGCAUACGCGUAAAUCUUUCGCUUUUGUCCGUUUGAAUAUUUUUUAUUGUUAAUAGAAAGAUUAAAAACAGUAAAAGAGGUGAAAGAAAUCCUCAGUUACCGGUUAAGUUGCAUUCUGAAGUAACAAUUUUGAAUAUUUUACCGCAAAGGAAAAAAACUAACUUACGCUGCAUGUGUGCAAAAGCAAGAUGGCAGUGAAACAUUUUCAUGCUAUGCGAUGUCAGUGAUACUGUAGCAUCAUCGUUUUCUAAAAGUUCCGUUUUUAUCUGCCCACCAGGUGUUCACACAACUCAGGCAAACUAGUGCUUUGAAAACUUUCCGUUCUGGAAAGCUUUUUAAAAAGAUGUUGCGGAUUCUUUGACCGUAUUCAUCGGAUACGCGUGGAUUAAACCAGAUUAAACUAAAGUUAAAAUUCGAAACAAAAUGUCUAGAUUUAAAAAAUCCGGAUAUGUAUGGACGAUGCCUAAAUUGAUCAAAGAGGUUUUUUAUCUGCUUUAACAAAUCAAUUUAGUAUACAAAUUUUAAAACUCAGAGCAACAAUUAAAAACAAAACUGAAUAUUUCGUUCGAAUCGCUCGAACUUCAUCAGCGAUGUAAAAUGUCACGUUACGUAACAGAAACUUCUGCCGUUUUCGAGCGUUGCCGGGCAACGAGUCAUAACAUCCAUCCACACAAUGUUAAAGUUUUCUAGAGGAAAAUUACACAAUCAAGCGCCGCGUCAAGGAGUCCGCCGUCGCCACCAAGCAAAGAAAAGAGACGAGGGUGUGGACCUCCCGGCCAUAUACAAUUCUCUCCUGGGAAUACGUAGCCUUUCUGUUACGUCGUAAUCUGACAUUUUAUGUCGCUGAUGAAGUUCGCCGGAUAAAGUUCGAGCGGUUUGAUUUUGUUUUAAAUUGUUGCUCAGAGUUUUGAAAUUUGUACUCUAUAGAUGCCCAAAUUGGUUUCUGGGUGAUCGAAGUUUAUCUACUUCAAUUAUCUUAUUUAUCUGGGUUCGUUAGCUUUAUCCAGAUAGAAAAAGUGGCUGGGAAAUUAAUUUUUCCAUGACAUAAUCGCUUUGGCAGGGAGUUGCGUCUUAUCCAAAAAUCGACGCAAACGUUAUUAUAAUAGAUUAUAUUAUAUUAAAACUCGAAAAAAAAAAAACGAAAUUGAAACCUCCGCCAACUGAAUAGAUUGUUUUCAAGUGAAAGUAAUUUAGUAGACCAUCAGUUGACAAUUCAUUAUCAGAGAAGUAAAUAUUCGAGGGUGGUGGACGAAGUUAUAAUUUUUUCAACAGAGAUGGUUGCAAACGUUUCAGUUAAAAGGUGAACUGAAAUCGUUAUUAACUAAAAGAUUCAUUUGGCAAAUUUAUAGUAUUUUUUAUCAAGUAGUGCUGAUGGUGUGGUUUGUUCAUCUUAUUUACAAGUAGCAUCUGAGUCGCCAUAUGUUGUUUGAUGUUGUUUCAUUUGCUUCCAUAGCCGCUAUUACUGUUAUUCCUGUCUCUUGAUCAGUUCACAGUCAUGCUGUUGUUUCUGUUUUUGUGCUUUGCGUUUCGAGCGGUGCUGCAUUGCUUAGUGUUCCAAAGGUUCGAAUUUGAGUGUUAUCAUCUUGUACACUUAUUCUUCUUCUGCAGAGUAUUUUAAUAAAGGCUACGCGAAACUCUCUUAUUCUAAUGCAGUAGAUUAUUGGGUUGAUAAGCGAGUUUAGAAUGCAUGCGAAAAUAGCUGACAUUAAAGAAAUAUAUGACACAUUUUUUGAGUAUAUGAUAGAAUUGGUUAUGAGUAUUCGUACAACAAACAUUGGUGAAUAUGUCAAUACUAAGACAAAAAGUACAAUCGUUGUUAGCUGAAAAGCUCUUUUGUCCUUUAAAAACUUUUGCCUUUCUUCCGGUGAAACAUGAAGGACUGCGAUUCGCUUUCUAAGACUUCGAGUCUCCUGCAGAAUCACAAUUUGACAGAAAGUAAUAAUCGCCAUGCAUAAGCAGCCCGUCGUAUUGCUAACCACCAGGUAAAUAUCGUUGUUUGUGAAACUCAAAGGUACUGUUGGCAAGAAUGAAACAACCCACGCGAAUGCGGACCCACGGAGUAAACGACCUCUGGUGACCAGGGUCUUGUACUUCAGCGAGUGCUUUAUAGCAAUGUAUCUUUCUAUGUUCAUGACGGUUAUAUGAAGAAAUGAAGCUACGCCCAACACCCGUACAACGUUUACCGACGUUGCUAAUAGCGUGCAGUACGAGCUUGAUCCCUCUCCCUGUAACAGUACUGCCAGUUGUACGGCGAAAAAGGGUUGUCCAAUCACUCCCAUCACACAAUCGGUUGUCGCUAAACAAGCGAGUGCAACGUUGCUCGUGGUUUUCAGGCGUGGUUUAUUUUUGACGGCGAAUAUGACCAGUCCAUUUAAAACGCUUGUUAAGGGGAGAGAGAGAACGUUUAUGAUUAUAAGAUACAAGAGUACCGUAUAUGCCUUUCUGGUACUUUCAUUUAAACUGCCUCCCAAGAAAAUGCAAAGAUCACAGUCUGAGGUAAUCUCCUUGGUUUGAAAAGUCGCGCUUAGGUUCAUUUUCAGUUCCUUGGCUGUGUUAAACUUUUGUUUCUCGUCUGGACAGGAGGAACGCGUCGUCUGGUCCGUUUUACACUUAAGAUUAGCCGAUCUGCUAGAAACUACAUGUGAUAAACUGAGUGCGUGUUAAACGUGCUGUAAUUGUGGAAUAUUCUGUGCUUUGAACAGUUAUUGAAGUUUUUGACAAGAAGCCGUGGUAUUAGAUGUUGCACUUUACAGGUGCCAAAUUUGAUGCUAUUGAGGGAAAUGUAGUGUUCUCGUUAAUUUGCAUUAGAUUCGACACGUGUGAAUGAAGUUCGACGUUUAAAACAGGCUGAAAUUAUUUCCGGCCUGUUGUGAAAUACUUCAUUAUCUUGGUGAUGUGUUGUGCCUGAAGGCAAUUUACCCUGCUGUCUUUUUAUAAGUAAUGCGUACUCACGUUGAUGAGAUGAAAUUUAAGGGAAACAGUUUUCUAGAGUGAAAUUGCUUGCCCUACGUUUUAAAAACAAAACAGAAAGCCAUGCCAGAGUAUUUUUCGCUAAUGGACAAUAAAUUUUAUCUUUGAUAAAUCUUUUUCUAAAACUGACCAAUAAAAUUUUAGUUACAAUCAGUCUUCGCUCAUCAUGUCAUUUAAAGUUUUGUUUGUGUAUGAUGCUUCUAUAACUUAGUGACAAUGGUAAAAUCAAAAUAAAGUGAAGACAAACGAUCCAACUUUUGAAGACAUGUUUCGGCAUGACUCGUGUCAUUAUCAGUUUAAUUCAUUGUUACAUUUUCCUUUGCGUGUAUACGAUACAAUGUGAAGACGUUACAAUUUCAAAUUGGAUUUCAAUGAUCAGAGUUACAAUUGUCUAAAAUAAUGAGAACCUAAAAUUACACAACGUAUCAUUGGCACGUGCUCAAGCAGGAGCGGUAACAAUAGCUGCGGAUGCUCUAGCCAUUUUACCCCUGUUACAUAAGACGCUUGCCCAAGGGGAAGCAAAUAUCUGUUUCCAAAGUGAAAUUGCGUCGGGAAAAUUUCCGUGUCCACUUUCCACCUGCACUUUCUUCCUUCUAAUUCUACGACGCUAAAAGCUUUCCCAAAAAAACUUUUUUCAAUGAAAUGAAGGCUAGUAAAUGCCAAGCCCCCAAAAAGGGGAAAAAUGGGACAAGUAAAGCAGGAAAAUGAAGGGAGGAGCCCUAGAAGCGAAAUUUUACGUACGACACAUAUCCGAAAAUCGUCUGAAGGAACAAAAGGCCGAGAUGUGCUCGACCUGUAAACAAGUUGUUGGCUCCUGCAAUAUGUACCCUUGUGUCUUCGAAAAAUGAAAUUACCUUUGUUAUUUUGAAAAUUCACAGGUCUGCUACCAUACGUGACAUGGUAGUGCGCUGUGUAGCACAAAUGGUACACUCGCAGGCUCACAAUAUCAAGUCCGGUUGGAAGAAUGUUUUCUCAGUAUUUCACUUGGCUGCAUCAGAUGAGGAUGAAGGAAUAGUGGAAUUGGCUUUUCAAACUACUGGUACGUUCAUAACUUUACGUUAUUUAUAUUUCAAUUCUUCCAAAUUUUCCUUUUGAAGUGUGAAUUUGUUCUCCCAACGUAUUUGCCGAGUCUACUGAGUCUAGGUGUUUUUACGGAAGCCCCCCCCCCAAGAAAAACACUAUACAACUAACUAAAGGCAACAACCAAGCAUAUUUUAAAAUGUGCAGUUCCAGAAAAUUUAUUCAUUCCCUGAAUGAGAACAGCUGGUGGGAGGCCUGAUUUCAUUGAUACACGCAAAACGUAGAGACCCCAUUUAUUGAAAAGAAUUACCUGUUCAAAACAAUGGAAACAAAAUAAUCCAGGUCUUGAGAUUUAAGGAAAUAAUGGACAAAGACAAGCCUUCUUAAACUGUAUAACAAAUUCUCCCUGUAAGUACUAAAUAGGAAAGCAUGAAUACCUGUAAGAAUAUCUUUUUGUUGACCUUGCCACUUUAAAGACUUAACACAGGUUAAAUACAGAAGUCGUGCGAAAACUAUUCUGACAGAUUUAUCUGAAGUUUGUUGUAACUAUUCUGUCUCUGUUCUUGUUUCAGCCACUAUAUUUGAGAAGUACUUUCACGCCACUAUUGAUUCAUUCCAAGAUGCUGUCAAAUGUUUGUCCGAGUUUGCGUGUAACGCGUCAUUUCCUGACACCAGUAUGGAAGCCAUAAGACUCAUCAGGAACUGUGCAAAAUAUGUAUACGAUAACCCAGAGGUAAGUUCAGGCUAUGUUUAAAUUAGGGAUCGAGCAUCUCUGCCUGUAGGUUGCGAACACGGACGUACCGUAUUUCCUUGAAUAAUAGUCGGAGGCGAUUAUUAUUUUUUUUCGCACAGAAAGAGGGCGAUUUUUCGAGGAAAGCGAUUAUUUCAAACAUUGCUCACUGAAAGUCAUGCCCCAAAUACAGUGGCACCCCGCCUUACGACCACCCCGUUUAUAAGACCACCUCGUUAUUACGGCCAUAUUCUUUCAAACCAAACGUAAAAACCAUUGAGUCAUUUUAUUAUUUUGAGGACCCGUUAAUGCGACCACCUCGUUAUAACGACUGAUUUUAUGGCCCAACGGUAGUCGCAUUAACGGGGUUCCACUGUAUUUUGUUUUAUUUUUCCAUUAAAUCGAAAAAUGAUCACAUCAAAUAAACUGAACACGGGCUUUUUAGCGCUCCAAAUUUGGUUCCUUGAUUACUUUUCAGUGUCAAGAUCCUCGGCUCCAGAGCUUGAAUCGUUUUGCCGAAGUUUGCCGCAUCAGAUAGACUCCACUUUAGCUUUACAAGGAGGGGAAAAAAGAAAGAGAAGAUGGCGAGAAGGGUGGGGAGGGGGGGACGAUUAUUCGAGAGAGGCGAUUAUUUUAUAUAUUUCCGGCUAAGGGGGGGGAGGGGGGCGAUUAUCCGAGUUAGGCGAUUAAUCGAGGGGCUGCUAUUAGUUGAGGAAAUAUGGUAUUAGAAAGACGACGACGACCGGAAAUACGUCUUGCGUUCGACGGCUACAGUCCAGGGUACUAGCGCGAAAUAGUAUUGUGCUCUUACCUUGGAGACGCGAUUUGUAAUUAUGUACGUAUUUGUUCCAUUUCGCCCUGUCAGACACUAUUUUGAAACAUAAGCGUAACAGGGAGCAAUGGUUAUGCAAACCAGUGGAUUACCUCGGACAAAAGAGAAAACUAGUGCGAACAGGGACCUGGUGUCCACGUCAGUGCUUGCAUUGUCGCCAGGGCUCGAAAAAAGUGUGUGUUCACAUUAGUUCACAGUGAGUUUCCUACUUGGGCACGGAGCAAGUGCACCAAGUGCCGAGUGUGAGCAUAGCCCUUAAACGAGAAUGAAAUUAUUCUUGUACAAGGUUUUUGUCCAAUGAAAAUUGAAAUUACCCAGUUUCCUAAUGAAUUCUGUCUUACUACUUUUUGCUAUGUUAACCCCCUUUUUUGUUCCUAUAAAUUUGCAUAAAUGCCGGCCACGUGAGUGAAAACGCUCUAUGAAAAUGUAGUUAACUAUAACCGCUUACAACUGAUGGAAAACAAGAAAUGGCAAAAAGACGAUGGCAGUUAAUGCUCUUUGUUUGUUACGUGGCCGUAGUUUAGUCAGUAAAUGAUUUCUUUUUUUGCCAUUUUGAACUACCUUUAAAGGGGCUGUAGUUCCCGUUUAGUUUUCUAGUGUCUACGUACCACGGAGUCCUUGUUUUGCUUUCAGGCUGGAACAAAUUCGUCCGCGUUCUGGGACGCAUCAUAUUGCUUGCCUUUUCCGUCAUGCUCUGAUCUUUUCAGUCUGUAAAUGAAUUUGUUUUAAUGUAGCUACAUUUUUUAUCUGGGAAAUAUAGUGUUCUUAAAGUAAUUUCACGACAAUGUUCAUUUACAGAUGUUCAAGGAACACAGUAGCGAGGACGGCGGCAUCCCAGAAUCCGAUAAGGUCUGGGUCAAAGGCUGGUUUCCAGUCCUCUUUGAACUGUCCUGUAUCAUAAACAGAUGUAAACUUGACGUCAGAACCAGGUUUGUUUACGGGACAAGACAGGACGGGACUAAUUUUCCUUUGUAAAUGAUAACCUUUCGCUCAAGUUAUCGAAACCCUUUGGUAUUGUUACAUAACUGGUAGCGCGCGCUUACGUCGGCUACUUUUAGGUCACAUGACGUCUCUCCUGCCAAAAGUCUCUUAAAGUGAUGUUACACGGGACAACUCGCAACGACGAUUUUAAGCGCAACACAGCGUUUCAACAUUGUUCCGAUAUUGUUUCGAAUGGUUGCAGCAUUUUUUCAACAUUGGAACGCUUUGCUGCGCCAAAAAUAGUUGUCACUUUUAAGUCGAAUUCGCGUUUUUUUCAAACUUUGUCGCGUUUAUUUCAAUUCGAUGAAAGUAUCAAAUGUAGCUGAAUUUACCCGGAGUUGAUUUCUUGUGUGCUUCAAAGCUAUAUUUUUGUAAUCUUUUAUGCUUUUCUUUACUGCUUAUUAUAAUUUAUAUGCUUUAUGUAUGUUUGUUUGUGUUUCUGUGUUUUUUUUUGCCAUGUGUGAUUGCGACACUUACUUUAUGUAAUCGGCUUAUCAUGUGCCGACUUCAGAUAAUUUUAUUUCAUUGUAACGAAAAUGGCUGUCUGGUCGUUUUAGCCUAGUGGUUAUUCCAGACAGCCAGUCCCAUAAAUAAUUAUUAGCUUGUUAUAGUCUUAUUCUGAUUUUUUUUUUACUAUUAGUACGAUAAAAUUGUUGUUGUUGUUGGGGACCGCACUCAAGUUAGAAAGAGAAAGGAAACUUCGUCGUCACUUGUUUACUUCGUGUUUUAAGGUGAUGCUACACGAGACGAUUCGCAACAACGAGUUUUAGCGCAACAUUGUUGCUUUUUUUCUUUCUUGUUGCCGUGGCCUUCUUUGUUGCUAAAGCUUGUACUGUUAUCCGGGAAUGUUUGCAUUACUUUUCAUUUUGAACGAGUCUUUCGGUAUUUGAUAGUCAAAGAACCUCUUGUUGCUGGUAGAAAAGAGAUCCGUUGUUGUCCAGUUUACCUUACAAGCUGAUUUGAAGAAACUAAUUUUAAUUUUGGUUUGUUAAGUUUCCUGUGUUAACCUGUGUUCUUUGCAGAGGUUUAACAGUGAUGUUUGAGAUCAUGAAAAGUUACGGGCACACAUUUCAACAGCAUUGGUGGAGAGAUGUAUUCAGAGUGGUGUUUAGGAUUUUUGAUAACAUGAAGCUACCAGAUCAACAGGUCGAUUGGUCAGAAGUAAGUGAUUAAAAUACUUUUUGCUAUAUCCAGUUUCUUAACCGCAGGACUAGCUCAAUCGGUCGAGCGCUUCACUGCAAUGCGGGACGUCGCGUGUUCUAUUUCCAGGGCAGGACCAAUACUCAGGGUUUUAAAAUAUUUAACUGAGAUACGAAGGUACUCCCUUUGCCUUAAAAACGGCUAGACCUUCGAGUGGCUUGGAUGACCACUUAAAAUGGCGCUCCCGCCUCUGGUAGAAGAUGUAAAAAUAAAUAGUGGGGAGGGGGUUGGGGAUGCAAUGUCUCCAAGGUCGUGUCGCCUACGGAUCAAGCGGGUUAGCAUUAGAUCCCAUCGGCUUAAACCCCCUUGGGUUGGUAGCAUUCCUUAUGGCGUGACUAUAGUGACUAUAGGGUUAAAGCAACAAUACUGAUUAGGAUUAAGCACAGAAAAUAGUGAUAAGGGUUAAGUACUGACUCCAAACGGCUAGCUUCUAUUUAGGGUUAGGGUUGUUGCUAUAUAGCUUCAAAUCAAACUAAUGCUGGCCAGCAAAUCCUCAAUGGCAUAGUGGUAUAAAGAUUAUGGACUGCAAACACUACACUCUGGGUUCGAUUCUUACUCUCGCUCUUGUAAAUUUUUUUUCUUUAAAGAUUGAAGAGACUUACACUUUCGUAAACAUUUCCUGAGUAGAAAUGUCAAGAAACUUAGAAAUUUCAUCUAAGUGCAGUGUAGAAGCAAUAAAGAAUACAACGUUGUGUAAACUUCCUAAGGUGUCCAAGGGUUUUAGUCCGAUGGGAUCUAAUGCUGACUUAACAAUGCGAAUAUGUCGUCUAAGUCUUUCAUGUCCGCGUGAUGAGUGGUUAUAGUCUGUUCACCCCGGAUUUUUGCUGUUUUUUUUCUUUGCUAUAGAAGUCUGAGUGGAUGACGACCACAUGUAACCAUGCUUUGUACGCGGUAAUCGACGUUUUCACGCAAUACUUUGAAGUGUUGUCUGAUGUUCUGUUAGAGGACAUGUUUUUACAUUUACUGUGGUGUGUUCAACAAGGUACGUAUUCCAGUUUAAUUUAAAGUGGAAAAUCUUAUAAAGUGCUGUGAACUGUGCUGGGCGAGAAAACAUUCGCAGUCCUUGAUUUGAAGAGGUGGACUACGUCACUCUGAUGCCAAGCGCGGGAAAAAAUCUGCAGCCUGCGCCAAGCGCUGCAAAAAAAAAAAAAAUGCGAACGGCCGUCACAAAGUGCGGGAAAGACGUUUGGUGGCGAAGAACGAAAAGAAUUUGGCUAUUGGUGUUUAGAAUGUGUCAAAAGGUAUUUAAUCGGCGAUUUAGAGUCGAUGCAAAAUGGAAAAUUGUCUUUACGUGCAUUGAGAGUUCGUCAUUUCAAGUAAUAGGCCAUUUGCACAAUAGCGUCAUUUUACUACUAACGGCCAGAAUACUUUUCGUUUUUCCUUUCAUAUUUAAAUUUGGAAAUCCCAGUGAGGUUUAAAUAAGAAAAGUUCUUAUUUGCACGAGAAAUCAAAACCCCAAAGGACUCUGGUCGUAGUAGUAAAAUGACGCCAUCGUCCAAAUAGCCUAUUCAAAUUCAAUUUGAAACGUGUUGUGGGUGUGCGAUCUUGUCUGUCUCUUGGUCUGUGCGUCAGUGGCGUAAAGAAAAUAAGAUCUUAGUAGAGACACCCUAAGAGCGAGACUCUCUGUAAACAUCUACAGAGAAAUUCUCAAGUUUACUGAUCUUUAAGUUACACUAUAAUACUUCUAUCACACAUUUACUUAACUUUACAUGUAGGCAGUGACACUAAUACAUUGAUCACGUUGGUAUAUCAAAAACCGAUAGUUAACUUUCUGUACUUUAACAAAGUUGUAUCACAUUUUUCUUUGAUUCCAAUUCCACCGUUAUUUAAGGGCUGCAUUUAAUUUGAGUAUUCGAUUGGCCUUAUAGCUACGUUAAAUACAUGAAUGUGAAGACAUAAAUACAUGAUUGAAUACUAUGAAUAUUUCAUUUUAGGGGCUAUUAACAUAAUGCAGGGUUCGUACAGAGUCUUGCAUUCUUAAUAAAGUCUUGAUAUUGCCCAGCAAUUUUCCAGACCUGGAAAAAGUCUGGAAAAUAGAGAUAAAGUGUGGAAAAAUGGUAAAAAGUCUUUCCUUUUCUCUCUUUUUUGAAAGCUAGAGCAAGUGUUUUACAAGUGAAGUUUUUUUCGUGUUGGUCAAAUCUUAUUCAAUCUCGCCUGUACGUUUGCAGCGCGUCGUGGUAAAAGCUUUGUUCCUUCGUUUUUGUAAGGUCUCUAUUGAUCACCUAUUUGAUAACCUUGAGUCGGGAAAAAAAUAUAUUGUUUUGGAAAAAGUCUUGAAUUUUGGAUCCAGAAAUCGGUACGAACCCUGAUAAUUCUGGAACGAGUUCAUUCCAUCUCCACAUAUUUCUCUGUAUUUGUUUGCAUGAUACCGAAACGACAUUUUGUUCGCGUACAGGUUAUUCCGGAAUCAUUGUGUUCAUGCCGGUUUUCAAUCCCAAUGAAAUUCUCGUUCUGGUAUGAGACUUCAUUCUGGUAUCAUGUAAAAUGAAAGAGAACUUCGUUCUGAAUUGAAAUCGCAAACCGUCUAGUCUGGGGCAAGUGGCGCAUGCGUAUCUGAUCUGGCACUAGCGAGAACGCUUUAACAUGUGAAUUCAGUACGAAUUUCAUUCUGGAACGAAACUCGUUCCGGAAUGAAAGUCUUUAAUGUAGUGUUAUUGGUCUGCGAUUUUCCACCGUAGUUCCAGGCCAUCACGUGUAUAAAUUUAUUCAUUUAAGAAAUCUUGACUCGCACUCAUUGUUGGAUUAAAAAGUACAUUCGUUGUUAUCGUACGCGUUCGUCUCGUAUCAUGUAAAUAGUCCCUCACGCGGAACAUACGUUUUUUGUAUCUUCCCAGAUAAUGAGCAGCUUGCAAGGUCUGGCACUAACUGUCUUGAGAACCUCGUAGUCUCGAAUGGUUCUCAAUUUUCUCCAGAAAUGUGGCAGAGGGCGUGUCGUUGCAUCCGGGACAUAUUCACCUCUACUGUACCAAAUGAGCUGCUUACUUGGAGACCAGAGACACAAACCACAGGAACACCAACCCCCGAGUCUACACCCACGCAUACUCCCGACAGCCCUGUACGAACUCCGGACCGCCAACAUUCUUUUGACACGGCAAGUUUGCAUCUAUCUCAUGCAAUAUGAUCAUCCAGCUCAGUGGAUAGAGCGUCCGAUCUAAAACUCAGAGGGUCGUGAGCUCGAAUCUCAUCUCGAACUCGGAAAUUUUUUGGAGUUUUUUGUUCUAAACUGAGAUCAGGCCCAAUUUGAGCGGUUCUCAUACAUUCUCUCUAACGGCUACCGCCUCUUUUCGUUUCGUCUUGCCCGCCGGAAAGUAAUUUUCAAAGCGAAACGAAAAUAGAGCCUGAUCUCAGGUUAUUUUUGUUCUAAAUUAUGUCUCGAAUGUGUUGUCACUGACACACUUUCGUCUUUGUAUACACGCUCAUUUAGGCGCUUCAAUCUGAUAUCGGUUGGAAAUUUUUAUUUUUAACAGAGGUCGGUGGACUUGGAAGUAAGACCAGAACACGAUAUAGUUCCUCGUCUACAGGAAGGUUUGUUCAGAUAUGUUUGUUUGUUUGUUUGUUUUUUUUUGUCUCAUGUGGUGACCUAUCCCAAUAAGGAAUAACCCUUACUAAGUAAUAAGUAAUAACCCAAUCUGUCCUCACCUUGAAAAUUUUGCAAAGCAACGGACGCCUAACAAAGUAAUCCGUUUUCAGGGACAAGCAACAGGUCGAGGCUUUUAUUACAGGACCAAUAAACCCACAAUAGACAUUGGAGGAAGUAAUCUCCGAGAGAACCGUCAUGUGGGUCGUCUAACAAUGACUGUAGACCCACUGGACAGUGAUUUAUUCUAUGAGUAGCGCCAUCCAUCCUCUGAGUACCAUUCGAGCAGAGGCUACGUUGUCGCGGUAUCAGCUGGCGUUUCGCACGCCACCUUAUACCGCGAAAAUGUAGCCUCUGCUUCCAGGGUAUCCUCUGAGCAACUGAUGCCUGAAAUAUAAGAUGUAUGAAUGCUUUACGGAAAAAAGAAUUGAGCUGUAUGUUAAUAACCUCUGACAACAUUUGCUGGAUACCCCAAAAAAGUCUCUGCAGGAAGGUAUAUCCGAAAAAAAAAGGUUUGCGCAAGAUAGCGACAUGUUAAAAAAAAUGGUGAAAAAAUGAUGGUCCGUGCUCGAAGAGAUGCCAGCUAUAAUUGAUGCGUUAUUUAAAGAAGAACCAAUUUAUUCCUACAGAUGGGGAUGUUUGGGGAACAGAGACAUUCAAUGUUGAACAAAAGCAAGCUGACACCGCUGAAGAUGCACUGCAGGUUCAAGAAAAAGAGCGCUCCAAUCAGAUCACGACACUGUCGUCAGUUAGAACAGAGCCCUUAGAAAGCCCGCCUCAUCACUGUGAGUAACAAGGAUGAAAUACAAAAUUUCAAGCUUUCUGAAUCGAAAUUUGUAAUUUCUAUGUACAUGUAAUAUAAUCUGUAAUUUGUGCUCGUAGCCCGAUCUCGCCUAUUACCUGGCACAAAGGUUGUAUCCCCCUUAUUAUGCCAUCUUGUUGUUUGUUUAUUUUGACUGCUUGCCUUAUUUUUGGCGUGACGUUUCAUGGGGAUUUAAAAGCGGAAUGGUGACACUGUUUGAAUUAUGAAAGCCGUUUUUCUAUCAAAAUGCCAGCCGAAAGGAGAAAACGUUCUCUUUUGUGAAAGUGUAAUUCUUUUGCUUUGGUACCCCUCGAUUUUAUCAACUCCAUUAGUCAGGUAUAACAAGGAUGUUAGGAUCCUCCUUCAGAUUUAUUUAUUUAUUUAUUUAUUUAUUUACAACAUGACAUUUUUUGCAUCAAAUGGAAACUUGAAAAAAAACGAGCCCCAGAUUAAAAAUACCAUUUAUUUAUCUAUUUAUUUUGUUUUAUUUGUUUAUCUUAUUCUUUCUAAUGUACAAAAGGGUUAUGAAGUGCAUAAUGGUUGGUGCAAAUAGGAAGGACAGAUUCGACUUGUUUGCUUGCAGUGGUAGCCUGCGUAGCUGACGGUUUGUUUGGCGAGAGGGCAAAUGAACGGUGCAAAUCAGCGAAGCUGUCUCCUCUUCAUGCUCCUCACUUCUUCGCUGCUCAUUUGCGCGCUUGAGAAACAAAACCGCCAGCCCAGCUACGCAGGCUAUUGCAGUGGCUGUCACUGAAUCCACGAUGACAUUUGUCCACUGUAAUAUCACUGUCACUUAUCGCCAUUUUCAGAUAACACUGCGGAAGAGUUAUUUACGUCUCUCCUGAUUCGCUGUGUUGUGCAACUGGAGCUUAUCCAAACCAUUGACAAUGUAGUGUUCUUUCCUGCUACAAGUCGGAGAGAAGAUGCCGAAAACCUCGCUUCUGCUAAGGUGAGAAGGACACUGUAGAUUCUUUCCACUGUUAUUCGAAUAAUUUGCACUAGGUAACUGGUAGUGGCUUGCCGUAGAGGGUCUGUAGGACAAGUCUUUACGUCAUGUAGCCAUGGUCUGGACUCUGAACAAACCAUGACAGAAAAGAGAACGAAAGAAUUGACAUUGUGACUUUCCUGUGCACGAUUGCACUCUAGAAGAAAACGGUAGCCCAUACUUUUCUUCCGUCGUUCGACAAUGCAAAUGGCCAUCUCUGUCAAGAAAGAAUAUUGAGAUCCGGAAAUUUUGCUACGAUAGAAAUGUGACGUCACACGUCUCCGCUUUAUUGUGAAAGAGCAUACCAUUAACUGCGUUCAAUACAGGAGAGCGCAAUCCUUAUUUGGUGACGUUUGUUAUGGUUCCUGUUUGUCAUAUCAUGGAAACUAACCCGGUAUUUCCAGUUUGUCCACCCCUCCCGUUCCUUUUCAAGGGUAAGGCGGGUCACGUUCUCGCACAUAUUUUUCAGUCUUGACCUCUGCUGUCUUAUUUUGCCUCGUUUUAGUUGUCAAUUCUCUCACCAGAAAUGUGCUUUUAGCGGGAAUAAAUUUUACCUUUAGCAGAGCAAAGCAAUACCUUCGGUAACCUCCCAUGCAGACGUUCUUAGGGCUUCGCCUUGCGUCCCUUCCCCUUGAACGUUCCUGGGGAAGGAACGCGUUACGAAGCCCUAAGAAUGUCUGCGUGGGAGGCUUCCAGCGAAAUACUAUUAAAUGUUCCAGUCUAUACCGUGUGCCACGCCAGAUACGAAAAACCGCUGAAAAAACUGGCCUUAGUGAAAAGUGGUAAAAAAAAACAGUAACUACUUUGUUACACAGACUACUCCAAAAAGAGACUAAUAUUUCUAAAGAAUACACUGAAAUAAGGUUGUAACAAAAACAUACAGAUCUGAACACCUAAGAGUAUAAACUAUCGCAAAAGAAACUUUGCAAACCAAAACGAAGCGAACACAACAACCGAGAUGACGUAGAAUGCCACAAAUCCCGCGCAAAAACCACAAAUAGUCUGAAACUAUCCCACGAACCCCUGCGCGUCUCUGAAUAUUUAUUUCUGACUAAUUCUUUCUUAUGUCUGUCAAUCGUCACAAAUUACGCAAGUUCGGGGAUACGGACCAGGGGGCGGCUGUAUUCAGGCGAUUACUCUAUGUGAUAUUUACAAGUGGCAAGUUAAGCCCUCAUGAAUUUUUCCGAGCUAGCUUUGCUGCCCUGAGAAAAGGAACAUUCUAGAGAGAUUUAAGUUGACAAUUUCUCAAAAAAAAAAAACUGAGCCGAUAAAAACAGCUCACAAAAUUCUUAUGGAUAACAAAUUGCGUGAAACGACUAAUUCAUGUGUAGAAAUCUGAUGAAUAGUAGGCGACAAGCAAAGGGAAAACUUGGUCAUGUGGUACAAAUCGCGUUUGCCGUUUGACUUAAACGUGAUGCUUAACCUCCCUUCUAUUAAGCCCCAAGUAACAGUAGUCCAAGCUACAAUACUCGUCACAAAUCGUUGAAACAGACACCGUUUCUCUCGAAUUUUCUGGAAUAAUCAUGAGAUUUCUACUUCACACUGUUUUCCCCCCUGAAAUGUGCCUUCUCCCUCCCCAAUGUUGAGCCACGCGUAUUUUGAAGCACUCAGACCACUGUGAUACCCAAAUCAACAUUGGGGAAGGGGAAAUAGACACAAGUGUUUCAAGAUUUUUGACGAGUAUUGUAGCUGCCACUUGCCUACAUGUAUACUAAUGAGCGCCUUGAUUGCAGUCUGGCGAAGUGUCCCGCGCACGGUUAGACAGUUCAGUGAGCGAGACUGCUGCGGAAGCAGGAAUGUUCCCAUUCCUUAGCUCGCCCCAGUUGCUUCUGUUUGUCGACUGCUUGGAAGAGUCUCAUCAAUUCGCGAAGUCCUUUAACUCCAACAAUGAACAGAGGACAUUCCUUAUGAAAGCUGGUGAGUAAUCAUGAAGAUUUAUUUUGUUUAGCUUUGUUUUUACGGGCGGCCUUGGCAUUUUCAAAAGAUAUUGUUAGCAUUCCUUUAGCAGGAGCUGUCGCCGGCUCCUUAAGGAAGCUGUGCAAACAUAUUUAUACAUAUGAGUUUAGUUCUGAAGCCUUGGUUUUCUCAAAAUAGCUCUCUGCAGUUUCCCUGUUUUUCCCUUGCUCGGCAGAAGCUAAAGGAACCUAUUUUGCCAGACUUUGAGUUAUGUAGGCUCUUAUUGGCGGGUGUUUACUGUAGUACUGAAUUAAUUGUCUUUUCACUGUUUUCUCUACAGGUUUUAAAGGGAAGUCUAAACCCAAUUUAUUAAAGCAGGAAACGUCCAGCUUGGCCUGUAUGCUGCGCAUUUUGUUUAGAAUGUAUUCAGACGAAGAAAGGAAAGAUUCAUGGCCCGAAAUUGAACAGCGCUCUCUGAGGUAACAAGCUGAAUUUGGGUCCCUCUAUUCUCUAAGCAUCUGAGUACGUAGGAGAAGUGUUUGAAGAAACCUCUCUCCACUCGUAUGUAAUGAGGAAGACUUAAUUCCCAUUCAUGCGGACCUUCUUAGAGAGUUCUAUUUAACAGCUGUUCUUGUGUUUUUAAUCCUCAGAAUAUGCACAGAUGCGUUGCGAUAUUUUCUUUCAUUGGAAUCCUCCAGUCAUCGAGAUGCUUGGACGUCUCUUCUAUUGCUGCUCUUGAACAGACUGCUAAAACUUGAUAGCGAACGGGUAUGUUUGUCUUAAAACUCAGAUAACUGUUUUCUUUGUUAUUUGAAGAUACAAUCUCGGAAAAUAUUGUCUAAUGAUAAAUUUUGCUUGUUAUUUAAGCUGUACUUUUAAACUUCAAUGUUUUAUGUUUGUUCAUUAUGUUCUUUUUAUUUCACCAUUUUCAUCCUUGUUCAGUAAUUCACUCCGGUGCCUAGAGGUAAAAAUGCACGACAUGAGUCUCCCUGCAUGCAUUGCCAAAUUCCAGUGUCAUAUAAGGCGUUCUGAAUUGUUUCCACAGUAUCCGCCAGUACGUUCCUUUUCACUUUAAAACGACAUUCUUAGUCAAGCACGGUUUGGAAAAAUUUCUGAUUACAGUCACACAGAACGCAAAGUCUGGGCUUACUUCUACAGUUGAACCGCCAUUAAUCGCCCUCUCUCGGGUUCCUUUGACUGCUUUACUUUAAAAUCACUGGCUAUCCGUCAAUUAUUGUCAAGCACGGUUUGGAAAAUUUCUGUUCCAACUCACGAUUCACAGUCAAAACGCACCAUUUUUGAACAUCAUUUCUGUUUCAAAGUCUUUUUGGGCUUUUUAACAAACCGGCUUCUCGAUCAAUAAAAUAUUAGUACUGAACCGCCAAAAUUAAUCGCCCUCUCUUCGUGUCGUGCAAUUUUGGUCAAAUCAUACUUGUGUCCGCUUAAUUCGAUUUUGGCGGUUGACUGCUCAAUUACCAUUAGCGGUUCGUCAUGGAUUAGCAUAAUCGUUAGAAGACACAUCACUUCUAGCUCGGACUGUAUUUUCCUUCAUUAUUUUUUUCCUUGAAAUAAAGCCAAACUCAGUGUAUCAAGCGUUUGGUGGCCGCUCAAUAGAGGCCACAACAAUAGGAGAACUCUCUUUGGGGGGACCAAAAGGUGGCCGAAGCCGCCUAGUAGACGAGGCCCUCCAAUAGAGGUUUAAGUUCCCAUUCUUUUCUACAGUUAUUUCGGGACUUUGAUUACUGGUCGCUUUAAAGUCGGACGCUUAAAGGAGGUUCAACUGUAUUUUUGUUUUAACCUUGCAAAUUCUUUUGUUGUUAUUAUGCUCCUGCAUGAGUAGUUGACACUUUUACCUUAUCAUGCAUUCAAUCAAGGUUUGUUUCAGCCACACUGAACGCUACAUUUCAUGCCUACCGUUUAAGCAGACAGCUUCCUUUACCUCGUUCCUAUGCUCCACCGCAAGCACGGAAAACAGAGAGUGCAGGGCGUCAUGGGAAGGUGCAUUACAUCCUUCCCAAGACACUACACGCGCCGUGCUAGAACAAACACGGACGCUUGUAGGCAGCACCUCUCCUUGAUGUUGCCUAGUCCUUAGGCCUCAUUAUUCCAUGCGGCCAAUGCGUUUUGACUGAGAUGGCCUGGUAAAAUGCCGUACAGGGACAAGGCAAUCCUGACUGCAGUUCUAACAACUGUUCUAUGUUGUUUUGACAGUUCAAGAGGCACAUUUCACGAUAUUACCCGCUGCUUUGCAACAUGUUGUUGGUGGAGUGCAAGCUGGAGUUACGUUCCGUCCUCAGAAGAGUGUUCCAGCGAGUUGGUACCACGUUUGGAAUCUGCGACCUCGCCGAGUCCAGCUGACAAACUCAUCACGUUAUAAAGUCAAUAAAACCUACGCGAUCACGUGGACCCUUUACAAAGCAUUUUUCUUUCGUGUGAAAUGUUUCAGUUAGAAAAGGUUAAAUGACAGUGAUUGGACAGCAAUUCUGUUGGUAAAGGAAAGAGAUCUUCUGCGAAGGCGUCUGUUGUGAUAUCCAGGUUUGAUAUUGAAAUGAAUCGCGGCUUUUGAAAAAAACAAAUGACAGAAGUUCGAGAAAGGUAAGAACUUCUGGUAGCCCAGUUAAUGCAGUUAUGUAGUAUUCUUUACCACGGACUUCGGGAUUGGUUUAGUAAUUUGCACGCUAAUUUGUACACUGGAUCAUAACCGUGAUACUUUUAACAAUGACACAACAAAAUAUUUAAAGAUCUAUAGGGAAACACAGCUCACAACAUGAUAUCCGUCUGCCUGCGCGGUUUAAAAAUUAUAACAAGUACUUACUAAAAAACUCUCAUUUGGGACGAGUAGAGGUUUCCAUGAGGGUGUUUGGACGAUCUUGAUAUUUUUCCCUCCUGAGAUGGUCCGUUGGAUCAGCACCCUUAAGAAAUUCGUUGUCGCGUCAGUGAGAACAUAUCAAUAUUAUUCCUUAUAAUUCUCCGAGUUUAGAAGUGACAAGGUCACCUAAUUUUGCAAUGCACGUUGUUAUAGGUCUAUCUGAUUGAAAGUACAAUUCUUAAGGUAAUUAAAGUCGUAUUUUAAAAAGGAGCUGUCACACAAUUUAUCAAAACUUUAACAGUAGGAACUGCCACUAAAUUAAGAAAAAUAGAAAAAUAACCCGCUGAGAACAUUAGAAGAAAGUAUAAAUAACAAGGAAAAUGCAAAAGAAGGCACAGAUGGACAAACUUGAAGAAGACUGAAACGGAUUGCAAUUGUGCAUUUUAAAAAACUUGUUAGCCUAACAGUUUUCAAAGUUUAUUUUUGUUGUUUGUAACGUUUGAUAAGAUACUUAGGAGGCAUAUUUGCCGGACAAGAAGCUGUGUUAUUUACAAGUUAUUUCUUCACUAAUGUUAAGUUCCAUAGCGGAUAAAGAUCUCUAAUUGGCAAUAUUAACAAAAUGAACUGGACAGCCGUGACGGAAACCGGUCGUUUCCGGAUACAAAGUCGAUUCGAUACGAACUCGAGCAUGCAGUGAAAUUGCACAAAAAUCUCGAUCACUUAGAGUAAAGCUUGCAAUUGAACAAGACAAACAUUUUGGGUGAAUAUUCUUCGUUCCUUAAGCCAAGUACGUGAAACUAUUUACACCUCGAAGUAAUUAACUUGCAUCGAAGCGAGUUGUGUUGAAACGACUUUGUAUCGAAGCGACCGGUAACCGCCGUGACAUAGCCCCUUCAACGCUGGCAGAGAUUUGAAAUGACAAAGACGUUUCGCAGUUAGAUCUUGGUAAGAAUUAACUAGGUAGUCAUAAGGAAAACGUAUUAUUAAUGAUCUCUCUUCUCGCUCUACUGAAUAACGCCCGUUAUAUGCGGGCUUUUGAUUAAACUAUGCCAGACUUCACACUUUCAUGUGCCUCGAUUGACUAUGUUCAAAUCCGCCGUAAUGCGCUCCCCCAAAAUUUGCAUAAGUUAUUGUUUUCAUUACCGCUGGUUUCCCCGCCAAAUGACGUCUGAGAAACGAGCGCAGAAAUUCCAUACUGAUGACGC
Porites lobata is the source of this 61213-nucleotide messenger RNA. NCBI's taxonomy places the organism in Eukaryota, Metazoa, Cnidaria, Anthozoa, Scleractinia, Poritidae. The record is from the annotation of a GenBank genome assembly.